Molecule: messenger RNA, 55227 nt
Organism: Podarcis lilfordi (Lilford's wall lizard)
Lineage: Eukaryota; Metazoa; Chordata; Lepidosauria; Squamata; Lacertidae
Source: the annotation of a GenBank genome assembly
GAGAAGCGCGACGCGUGUGUUGCUGGGCGUCCAACGGGUCCCUCCCUCUCGCUCCCCUCCCGCGCAGAAAGAGUUAAAAGGAGCAGCUGAGAGGUUUUUUGGGGGGUGACGUCGUCUUGCUUCUGGCCGUCUGAGGAGUCUCUUGAAGGUAGUUCCCCCUUCUGAUGAUGAGGGGAGCCGAGCCGAGGUCUGAAAUCUGAGAGCCUUCACAGAAGCACCACUUACAGAGGUCCCAGCAAAAGCUGCUCGCCUGCCUGCCUCCCUUGCCUUGCCUUUCCCUGAGCAGCAGCCACCCGCUUGCCCUGGGCGGCCUGACUCUGAGCAGCAUGGAGAGAGCACCCUGGACCCACCUGGGACUCGCAGUCCUCUUGCAGCUCCUGUUCAUUUCCUGCUUGCCAAGAGGUACUGUAAGUAGGCGACUCGCUUUCUAGGCAUGCUUAACAGGACGGGUCUCUGCGGGGCCCCCGCCCCUUCUAGAAAGACCGGUGCAUUUUUGGUCUCCCACCGUGUGGUGGGAUUAAUCCUGUAACCUUCUGGGACGAGUUUCCUGGGAAUUUGGAGGAAAACAAUAGGAUCUGACUGAGCCACACUGCUGGAAAUCUACUUCUUGCUAGGUUUCCCUGAAAUAGUAGAAAAGAAAAACACCACCCCUUUUUCUUUUAGCAAAGUGUAAUUUGUUUAGCUUGCCAAAAGGCAGAUUUUCCUUUUCAGCCUGACUCCGAAGAAAGGAGGGGAAGACAAGCAAAACAAAAGCCAGAUUUGAGUUCCGACCUGUGCUUUACUUUUGCCAGUACUGUUCAACUUUUUUUUUUUUUUACUUCAAAGGGAAAAUAGUGUGGAAGUUAAAAGGGGCUAUUUUAUUUUAUUGCAUGAUUGUCGUUCGCCUGUUGGCCUGCCAAGCUGGCAUGCAUAGUGCCAAAAUAGUUCUUCUUUCAAUAUAUGUUUGCCGGAACUGUCUCCAAAGCGCGCUGCUUUCAUGCCACCUUGUUUUGCCAUGGACGCCCAGGCACCUCUCACAUUCCUUUUGUUGCUCCCAGAGUCCUUUGCAGUCCCUCGCAGGUUACCCUUCUGAGCAAUGGGUGGGAGGCCAGAUCAACUUUUUAAUAACUAAUGGGCAACAGGAAACUCUGGAAUCUGAAAGGAGGAAAUCUGCAACGUCCCUUGGACAGUAUGUUGACAUAAAAAGGCACGUUGUGGCAUUCUGUGGGACCCUUAGGCUUUUGGAGUAAGCAGUGGCCUUUUGAAAUAAGGAACAUAAGCAUCCAUUCUCCGGGUUAGGAAGCCUGCCGAUUGCUGCCUCAUUAAAGAAAAGAAUGAUGGUAAAAUCACAUGUACCAAGUAAACAUUGCAGCAUUCCAAACACCGAAGCUCAUAGUGUGUAUAAAUAACUCCAUAUGUAAAGUUAUGCAUCAGGUCUUGCGCUCCACUUGAAUGCAUUUAAAGUCAAAUGAAAUGGAUUUCCUGGGCAAUUCCCCAGGGCCAGCAGAUUCUGCUUUGGGGCCUUUCAGAAGUCUAGAAGCUCUGGUUGUGGUAAGCAUACAAGAGAAUUCAGGUAGUCUCUGUAUUUGCCUCCAGAAAGUAGUUGAGCAGCUCCCUCUUAAGGGCUUAGUUACGCUGCAGUUUAUUACUGCCCAAGCAGUGCUGAAGCAAUCCAAUAAUAGCACAAGUGUAGCUGUCCGGUUACACAGUUGAUUUAAGGAACAAUAAAGUAUUCCCCUCCCACCUCCCCAGUGCUGUGUGCUAUGAACCAGGAAGAAAGUAAGGUUGUGAGAAUACACAGUGAGUUUUUUGUGCAGACAAAGGCGAUGAUGAUGGAGACUGGGGAAUGGGGGGCAAGGGAGAAAUAGACCAAUACCUUACUAGGACAGGUCUGUUCUUGGGACUUCCUGCUCUGCUAUUAGGUCUACUGUUCUUUUAGCAGGGACAUUUGCCCUCCUCAAAGCAGUUUAAAAACGCAGCUUCUGGGAGUAUUUAAUACCAGCUCCCAGAUGUUUUCAAUGUAGAUACUGCAAUUCAGGCUACAUCAACAGCACUCUGGCACUGUGAACAUGGAACAUAGAUAAGCCCUAACUUUUUCCACCUCAGCGAUGAAAGCAAAGAUCCCUGGAUAAGAACAGUCUUGUGGGAUACCCCUGCAUUUAAUUUCCUCAGAUAGUAAUCCGCAUUCCUUCCAUAGGAUAAGCUUCGUCUGUUGGGUUAAUUUCCUAUUGCCAAAGCUGCCCUGCAGCCUAACAGUGACAGACUCUCUAGCAGAGUCAGCAAUUAGUUUUACCUGCUGAGUCACUUUAUAAUGCAUGAUAGUCAAUGUUUCCUCUGAUAUUCAGCUGUGGCUUCCUUGCCUUUACCCUCUUUUAAUUUUUUUGCUCCCCGAUUCUACCUAAUUGCUGUACAGUAAACACUGCAGGAUAGUGAUGGAUAGGUGUGGAGAAACAGAAAAAGGGCCUCAACCUGUAAGGGCAUUCCUGUUUUCAUUUCUCUCCCCUCUACAUGUGUAUGUCUGAGGGCAGAGCUGUAGCUACAGGGGGCGGGGGCAGGGGGCUAGCCAGGUUUCUUGCUCCAGGUGAAACCUCCAGAGGGGCGCCAUUGAGGUUCCCAGUCUGUAUGUGUGUGUGUAUGCAAAUGUGCAUGGGUGUGUGUGCCAAACUGAGCCUGACCCAGGUUAAAUAAAGUCCAGUUUCAGCCCUGUUGAGGGAUGGGCCAGGGGCAGGAGAAUGCUGCAAUGCUGGUCUUUGUCUCCAUCUUUGUCACAAACUAUGUAACAGUCAUUCCCUCUCACCUGGACCCCAUAGUUUUGUAAGGAAUGGGAAGGAAUCUAUUCCAGCACACUUGCUCUCACCAAUCUAUAAUUCUCAGAAUUCUUUAGGACAGGAGUGAAGAAUCUCGGGGCCAGGGACCAAAUGUCGCCCUCCAAGCUUCCACAUCUGGCCCUAGUGACUCUCCCCCCACCACACCCUCUCUCUAGGCCACACCUGUCACCACUGAAGAACGAUUCUCAGCCCAGGGGCCUCAUUCUCUUCUGGGGGGCCACACAGUGGUGGGCGGGGCCAGAGGCAAAAGCGAGCAGAGCAACAGCUGUGAGUUUUACCUUUGCACCAUAGGCUACACAUUCCGUUCCCCAUCCAGACAAACAAGAGCCAUUACCGCAGAUCAAUGGCAUUUCACCCAGGCAAAAACACUACAAAGGAUGCAAAGCAGGGCCAGUUUAAAGGUAAAGGGACCCCUGACCAUUAGGUCCAGUCGUGACCGACUCUGGGGUUGCGGCGCUCAUCUUGCUUUAUUGGCCAAGGGAGCCGGCAUACAGCUUCCAGGUUAUGAGGCCAGCAUGACUAAGCCGCUUCUGGCAGACCAGAGCAGUGCAUGGAAACGCCAUUUACCUUCCCACCGGAGCGGUACCUAUUUAUCUACUUGCACUUUGAUGUGCUUUUGAACUGCUAGGUUGGCAGGAGCUGGGCCCAAGCAACAGGAGGUCACCCCGUCACAGGGAUUCGAACCGCCAACCUUCUGAUCAGCAAGUCCUAGGCUCUGUGGUUUAACCCACAGCACCACCCGCGUCCCAGAGCCAGUUUAUCCUGGAGAAAAAAGGUGUGGAGACCCCUGAGACGUCCAUCCCACACUUACUUAUGAGAAUACAUAGGACAACUUUGACUUACCUGAGGCAGAGUGGGUGGCAGGGAGACGGCAAAAAACACAGAGGCAGUCCCAUUUUAUCUCCCUAGAGCCAGGAGAGAGAAGAUUGGCAGGUGCAGCAGAAUUCUUUGAUCGAAUCAAAGGCAUCAAAGGGAGUUUGAGGCAAACAUGAUGUAAGCAAGCGGCACUUCUGAAGAGAGUGACUGAUGCUUUUCUGACCCAGGGAGAUUAAAAAAAUUCGAUCUAUGUAGAAUGGGGGGGGGGUGGAGUGGGGAUAGGAUCACAGCUGCAGGCUGUGCCGCUGGCCUGCAUCACCUUAGAUAAAAUGUCUGAAAAGGGCCGCUGCAGAACAGCAGGGGCAGGGAGCACUGUGGGCGACAAGAUUCCUUCAUCUUCCUUCUUCAAAACAUGAUACCUUGCCUUUCAGUGAUAUAGGGUUGACACCUUCUGUGCCAGGGAUGGUGAAGUCAUGGCCCUCCAGACUCCUAUAAGCCCCAGCAAGCAUGGCCGAUGCUCAGGGAUGAUGGGAGGGAUAGCUCAGUUGGUAGAGCACAAGACUCUUAAUCUCAGGAUCGUGGGUUCGAGCCCACAUGAAGCAAAGUGAUUCUUGCAUUGCAGGGGUUUGGAUUAGAUCACCCUCGUGGUCUCUUCCAGCACUACAAUUCUAUGAUUCUAAGACAUGGAAAGCCACAAGCUCCUCAUUUCUGUUCUAUGCUAUUAUUUUACCCAUAUAUAUAGCCUCCCAAAAGGCAAGGUUCCCUUUGGAAUGUAUGUGAUGCUACAUGGCAGGGUGAGAGCCUUGCCUGGGUAUGGUGACAACUAGUUAACAGCACUGAAGGCAGUACAGGUUCACUUUUUAGAAGCAGAUGCAGUCUCAAUAGCAUGUCUGCAUGCAUGCAACAUAAGGACAUAAGAUGAGCCUGCUAGAUCAGGCCAAUGGCCCACCUAGUUCAGCAUGCUGUUCUCACAGUGGCCAAUCAGAUGCCCCUGUGAAGCCUACAAACUGGACAUGAGUGCAGUCACACUCUGCCCACCUGCAACUGGUAUUCAGAAGUGCAGCACCUCUAACAGUGGAGGUGAAACAUAGCUAUUGUAGUUAGCAGCCUUUGCUACCCUUGUCUUCCAUGAGCGUGCAGACUAUUUAAUAUAAGGAAAGUUCCAUCAGAAGUAAACAAAUUCUCUGCAUGUUGAUCACACCCUUAUGUGCUCAGCUUGCUUGGGGAUUCUUGGGAGGUUUGGAAAGAUGAUUCACCAGGAUGCAUUCCAAACAAAUAGUUUUGUACCAUGGGGUCAAGCAUUAUCUGUGUAUGUGCAAUAUUCCUGCCAAUCCUGUCCAUCCCCCCCAUCCCCUGAAAAUGAGUCACACUCACAAAGCAGAACACAAUGGUCAGGUUUUCCAAUGCAGGAAAUGUAUUACAUAAAUUCUUCAUAAGGGCCUGAAUUUGGGGGGAGGGGUCAAAAAUCAGUGAUAUAUGUAUGUAUGUAUAUAUAUAAAUAUAUCAGGUAGAAAAAUAAUGCACCGACGAUUAAGGGAUCACAUUCCACACAUUGGCCACCCACCAAACUCAUGAAAAAUCUCUUGCAAACUGAUUUGCUCAGAGGUCAAAAAGCUGUGUCAUGUGUAAAAAAAAGCAAAACACAAAACCCUGUAACAGUUUAUGUCACAUCUUCUAUCUGCCAAGAAAAACCUUCAUGUUCCCUAUAUGGCCAUAAUUAAAAAAAACCUCCUAUGUUUUUAUUGAAGUCAUAGGAGGGAGCAUAGUGAUGAGAAUAUUUGUGUCUUUUGAAGACUCCAACUGCUCUUACUUAACCAGAAAGCACCAUAAGACUUGGGGGGGGGGGUUGUGUGUGUGUGUGUGUGUGUGUGUGUGUGUGUAUAAUUACAGAGAAGCCUGAGCAACCUCAGGACUGGAAAGCUGUGUCAUUAACUCUUUUUCUCCCUGCCACAGUCCCAGCAAAAACUGCCUCUCCAAAGCUGCUUUUUGCAUUUCAAGGGAAAUUCCCAUAGGUGCCAGGCUUCCCUGUGGUGCUGUUUACAUAACAAAGCUUGUUCACAUUACAGUAAUCAUAUUUGCACAACUAGUUUGGUCCUUAUAAGAACAUAUACAGCAGAGGGCUCCAACAAUCCUUCUAGCACAGCAGCUGAAAAGCACUGAGAUGUAUAUCUAGACACUGGAACACUUGCAUUGUCAGAGCUGUGAGCAUAGCUGUCAACGUUUCCCCUUUUUAAAGGGAAAUUCCCUUAUUCCAAAUAGGAUUCCUCGCAAUAAAAGGGAAAAGUUGACAGCUAUGGCUGUGAGAUACAGUGUUUGUUCAAAGCCACUGGUUCCUAACUUCUUUAAAUUGCUGUAAAAAGCAUUUUGUGAGGGCCUAUUCUAUGGCCACAUGCUCCAUGAGCUUGCAGUUUGGGAUAGAGUUGCAUUGGUGGUUUGGCACAGGGAACAGUGGGUGAAGUCAUUACAUGUGCCCAGACCAUGAUGAGAAAAACAGACACUUUUCUGUCAAAUAAGACUGAUGGAAACAUUACCAAUGGUUCCAGUUCAUUUAUGACAUACUACAUUCACUAACCUAAAUGCUUUGCUCCAUUAGAAGAAACAAACACUCAAAUAGCUAAAAGGGAAAUAUGAGGGUUUGUGGUAAACAUACUAGAACCAGGGAAGAAGUAUUUCACAAAAAAAAUGGCACAUUUGUAUCUUACCAGAGUUACUGUGGUUUAGUGUUACGUCCAAACCAGCAUUAUCUACUGGCUGGCAGAGGUUCUCCCGUGUUUUAGACUGUAUCCAAUGAAGUCAUUGUGUAAGUUUGUUGGCCCCAUCAAAAAAUCUGCUCUGGGGCUUCCCCCAACCCCCUGGAGCAGAUUGAGGGGGUGGCAUGGAUGUCAGGGUGUGCAAGAGGAGGAGAGGGAGGGCUAGACUUUUAGCCAGUGGCUAGACUGGAUCCCACAGACAGAGUGAAAAGGAUCUGCUGUGGGUUUCCAGACAUUAUGGUCCCCUCCAAACUAGUCUUUUGUGUGUGGGGGGGUGCAUUCUACAACAUGCCAUUGAUGCAAUAAUUGUACAAUAGUGGUAAAUUUAUACACAUCAUUCCAUUUUAUUAGUUGUUCUGUGAUACUUCCCUAGUGUUAUAAACAUUAUUGCCGUGAGAGGGCACUCUUAGACUAUGGUGCAAAGAAAGAGGGAUAUGCACACGGAAUAUUUGUGGUAUGAAAUGUUACAGGAUUUUAGUAGGAAACUACAGGAGAUGCGCCAACUGGCAGUGAAGCCGUAUGACCACCCGAAAACAUUUGCAGGUGGAAAUGUUAUUGAAAGCAUGAUCAUGUGUGACCAUCCUGGUGACAUCUUGAGGUUAUUUUUUUUAAAAAUGAUAUUUAUUGAGAAUUUUUUUUAAAUUACACACAAAAAAGAGACAAGACCAAAAAAAAAGAAAAAGAAAAGUAAAACCAUGAUGAAUGCUCAAUAAAUCAUUCAAUAAAUCAUCAAGUUAAAUCAUGAUGAAUGCUCAAUAAAAAAGAGGGAGCUUCUGGAAGGUCUCUGAUAUUCAGAGGCAUAAAACCAGUUCAUAUGUAACAGGAAUUCACAUCACACAGGUCUUAGGAACAUAAGAAGAGCCUGCUAGAUCAGGCCACGGGCCAGUCUAAUCCUGCAUCUUGUCCUCACAAUGAUCAACCAGAUGCCUGUGGGAAACCCACAAGCAAGACAUGAGCACAAAAGCCCGCUCCCCUGCUGUGGUUUCCAGCAACUUUGUAGAUUUGUCUAGGCCCUUCUUUAAAACCAUCUAAGAUAGUGACCAUCACCACAUCUUUUGCUGGUGAAUCCCAUAAGUUGUUUAUCCACUGUGUGAAAAGGUUCCUCUUGCUGGUGCUGAAUCUACUGCCCAUAAACUUCCCUGAGUGGCUGUAGUGUUAAGAGAAAAGAUGUGUGUCUUCCUAUCCACUUUCUCCAUUCUAUGAAUAAUGUUACAAACCUCUAUCCUCUCCUCAAGUCAUCUCUCUCUUUCUCCGUCUCUCUCAACGAAAAAAUCAUAGCUGAGUCUGAUUCAAGCCAGUGAUAUGCAGACAAGGGAGCCUAUCUGUUUAAGAAUGCCUGAGCCUAGCAAUGGGAAAUCGAAUCGCUUCUCUCACACACAUAUUAAGGACAUGGCUAUUUCCUGGCUCACUGAAUUUGCAAAUGUUUAUGUCAGUGCUUAAUGACAUUUCUCCCUUUGUUCCAUCCCAAUAAAUUAGCCAGUCGCUCCUUCUUACCUUACUGGUAUAAUAAGAUUGAGAUUAAUAUUAAGGAAGCUGGCACUUCAUCUAGACUUUUAAUCAUUUUUUUGGAUAAUUAAACCAUGGAGCCGGAAGAAAACAUGCAUUCCUCCCCACCUCCCCUCAGCAAAUACCGUUCCAUGUAGCUGAGAGAAUUAUGCUGAGUAUAAACACAAUAAAUCUGUCAGGGAGUCAUUUCGGUUGUUCUUCUCUUCCAACAAAUGUGUACUUCAUGACGGCUAGCUUCUACCUCGACUGUUGAAGGCAGGAUCCCUCAGGGUGGCAGUUGCCUGGAAUCACAAGUGAGGGCAGAGGGCUAUUGCGUCCAGGUCCUGCUUACAGGCUUCCCUAAAACAUGUGGUCCACCAGAGUUAGAAUAGGAUGCUGGACUAGAUGGGCCUUUGGCAUUAUCCAAUAGGGUUAUUCUUAAUAGCACUAAAUGUUCCAUGUUUCACUGAGGUGUUUUUUGCUAUUGUGCUUAGAACUGGCCAUGGCUUUUUCUUUGGAAUAGAGGGGAACAGGCCUGGGGCCUGCGAUACCAAUUGGGAUUGCAGUCUGGGAAGGGGUUAUUUUCCCUCUUUGUCUUGUUUUCUGGCCAAAUACUGCCCUCCAGAGUGUCUCUUUCCCUCCGAAAGUGCUGUUUGCUGCAAAUAAAAAGAUUUCUGGGAAUGAAUGUGAAACUUGUGUGUUCAGAUAAAAUGAAACAAUUUCCAAUGAAGAAAGGAAGCAUUAUAGCUUGAAGUCAGUUGUGUACUUGAUGACGUUCUGAAACCCUUUGUGGUAUGUUUUUUCCCCUCUGUACUUUCAUCAGAGUUCAAGCUGCCAUGGGAUUUUUCCUCAAUAGAAUUCUGAGGCCAAGACAUCCAGUGCAAAAAAACAAGCUCUGCAUUAUUUCUUUGCUUUGUUUAAAGAGGCUCUGCCUUAGUAGCCCUCUAGUGUUCAUUCAUAAUUGGAAGACUGCAUCCAAACCGAUUCUGUGUCGCAAAGCCUCACCUGGCUCAUAUUUGUGAUCCAAACUAUGAAUAAACCCUCCAAUUAGUUGUUGCAAGCCACAUCACAGGGCUCAGCCUGUCACCCAGAUUUUAUAGCCGUUGUUAAUAAAAAUGGACCCAUCUGACUUAUAAACCAGGAUGGGUCUAAAAUUCCAAUCUAACUUUUAAUAGCCAUUGGUGUAAUAAACAGCCCAUACAUUCUGACUAUCUGUCUCCAUGAAUACCAACAUAUCCUUUGUGUAGAGUUUAUUAAACAGGAUUAUGGAACAGCUGCAUAAUGCUGGCUCAUCCCCUUCCCUGAGCUCAGUGGUGGCCCUGGUGGGGGAAAUGGAGACAUUCUGGGAUCAAAUCAGAAGGUAGAAUGGCUUUUGUAAUUCCAGGACUGUCCCUGGAGAAUAGGUACACUUGGAGGGUAUGCCUUAGGACUGGUAAAUUCUACUGCUACCACAACUACUACUACUACUACUAAUAAUAAUAAUAAUGUAUGAAGAUUCCAUUGGAAUUAGUUAGCUCAUAAAAGCACAAUGAACAUUUGCUUGGAAGUAAGUCCCACUGAACUCAGUGGGGUUUACUUCUAAUUAGACAGGUAUCUGAUUGUAUUUAGGGAAGAGCCCUACCAAGGGCUUUAUUCAGAUGCAGGAGCUUAGUUCCAGCACCUCUCAGAUGGGCACCAUUGCCAUUUUAAGAGAACAAGGGAGAAAUUCAUGGUAAGCUCUGACACCUCUUUUUCUAGAGAAAUAGUGCUCAGUGGUAGAGCAUCUGUUUUGCAUGGGGAAGGUCCCAGAUUCAACCCUCAGCAUUUCGAGGUAAGAUUCCUUGUCUGAAACUAUGGAGAGCUGCUGCCAGUCAGUGUAGAUGAUACUGGCCUAGAUGGACCAGUGGUCCAUUCAGUAUAUAGCAGCUUCCUAUGUUUCUAUUCAUAGUGACUUCAGUGUGCCUAAUUUUGCCAGAAACUUGUAAUUUUUUUCUAAGUCACUUUGUGUGUGGAAGGCGUAAUCCAGAUUGAAGCAGUUUUGUUGCAAUGAACAUAAAACAGGAAAUUUAAGGCCCUGCUGCUGACAAAAAUGAAGGACGGUCUUGUUACAUUCCUUCCUCUAUUCAUCUCUGCAACCUCCUCUUAUCUCCAGGCUCCACAGUAACAGCCCUCAGGUCUGUCUUUUGGUUGAGGGACACCCUGAUAGAAUUGUCAGCUCAUUAAAUUUCAAUUUGCUGGAUGCAGACAGCAUGCCAAUGGAAGGAAGAUGGAAUCUGCAGAAUUACUUUCUUAGCCAACAGUCACAAUUUUUGCAGCUUCAGUCUGGCGUUUCUUAAAGAGGAGUUGGCAGCGUCUGCCAAGAUGAAAACCUUAGGUACUGUUUAAAAAAUAACGGUUAUACAAAUAUUCUGCAGUGCUCAGAUAGGUAGUAGCAACAGUAAUAGCAAUUCUAUUUCAGCUACAGUGCUAAACAGGUAAACCAUUAAAAAGAUGAUAAGGAUGCAACAGCAAAAAUAUAAUUCAGUGUUUAUACAAUUUCCCAGUCUGUCAUCUGACAACAAUAAUGUAUGUCAUAUGAAACAAAUGCAUCGCAUCAGCUAUUUUCUCCAGAAAACACCAUAAGCUGGAAGGAAAUGUGAACCAGAUCCCUCUUCUUACAUACUCCAAGCUGAGUGAACAAUGUUAAAUAAAGCAGAAGUCAGGUGAAGCCUAUGGUUUGCCUCUUAAUAUCUCUAGGAUCCUGUUGAUGGCAUUGUGCAGAAAUGGGGUUGAGGUGCUCUGUUUUCAUCCCUGGAUUCUGUGAUAGUCAAGAUACAUUUUGCUGAGUCUCCUGCAACAAGGAACAGCGGCCAAAUGACAGUCCUUCGAGUCAGGACAUCAAACCAUAGAUCUCCUGCCUGACAUGUUGUUUGGCUGUAAUGGAAUGGAUGACAUUCUUCCAAUAAUGAAUUAUUCCCUCCCACACACCCCUUCCCUUUGCUUUUCUGCAGGGUAUACGGUGAUCAAUGAAGAUUGUCCGGGAGCCGAAUGGAAUAUCAUGUGUCGGGAGUGUUGUGAGUACGAUCAGAUAAAGUGUGUGUGCCCCGGGCGAAAAGAAGUGGUAGGUUACACUAUUCCGUGCUGCAGGAAUGAGGACAACGAGUGUGACUCCUGUCUAAUCCACCCAGGUAUGUUGAUUUAUUGCCCUUAUCUGAACCCCCUCACCUUUUGGGUGUUCUCACCAGAUAUAAAUCUUUAUUCAAUGACCCUGUUUGUAGCUAGGUGGAGCGUGCAGCCUGUUUGGUCUGCCAGACAUUGAUAAUGAAUAGGUUCUCUCUCUCUCUCUCUCUCUCUCUCUCUCUCUCUCUCUCUCUUCAGAGAUGGAUGGGUGCCAAUACAAAUGGUUUACUGAGUUGAUGAAAGUUAAUGCAUUUAGCAUAUUGCCGUUAGUACGUCCCCUUUUCUAAUAAUUUAAACUCACGCUCAGAGUCGAAAGUUUCCAGGAUUUCACCGUGUAUGCCUGGAAGCCCUCCAGAGAGUAAAGUCAUUGUUGGCUUCAGCACCAGAUGAAGAUUUUUCAUUCCUGAGUCUCCCAGGCCUGGCUUGCACAUUGCCUUACUUAAAAAGAUAGGAACAAAGUUGCUGAGCUCAGACUCCGCAAAAGGAAUAAGAAAACAAUAAAGACAAAGGGAUAAGGAAGCAACAGCCAGUAGAAACAAGAGGAUAAUAGUUCUAUUAGGAAUUGAUCCAAAUUGUUUACCCUGGGUCAUUAGUCUACUUGCAACGCCAGAUUUAGGGCAGUGUGGGUGGUUCCCUCGCACAGGGUGCUGAGCUGAGGGGGCACAAAAUAACACCAUUACUAAUACUACAGUACCAAUAAUAAAACCUAUAUUUAUAUGCAGUGCUUUUUUCAGGGGGUACACAUACCCCUAAACAUUUUGUGAAUCUGAGUUUGGCCUCUUUGAGUGACAGUAUUUCAAUAUGAGUAGGAAAAUGAGAAUACCCCUAAACGUAUUUUUUUUUAAAGCACUGUCUAUAUGGGUACCUACUGAGAAGAUCCAUUAAAAAGCAACUGUACCAAAAGAAAUUAUUGCGAAAAUAAGAAAUAUUUGGAGGAGGGCAAAUUUUGUCUUUGCUUAGAGCACCAUAUAACCAAAGUCUGAUCCUGCUACUUGAUAUUAUCCCAAGGAAAUAGUCAAAUUCCCUAGAUAGUGUUUAGUAAAGGAAGUACCAUAUAGGCCAACAGCUUUGCCCAAGUCCUCCGGCUCCUCUAUCUUGAAGCCAAGGAACUAUAAGUAGAUUUAGAUAUACAUUUCCAGCUACAAUCUAACCAGGCUGCCAGUCUUUUAUCACUUGUUCUGGCUGUCCAGAGCAAACACAGUAUGUGACAGCUUGUCUGCUGUAGUGUAUUAUCUCUGCCAUCCACUUUCAUUUGCUCCUUUGUAGCCCAAUGUGCAUGCCCAGCAGUUUCAAUUCAUACUAGGUCUAAUUUUUUUAAGUGUUUUAAAUUUGUGCAGUGCUGUAUUUUUGACAUAAAAGCCAGGUGCGUUUGUGAGAUUCCAACUGUUCUGUGAGACUGAGAUACAGAUUAUGAAUGUUCAAACACAGUGCUAAAUGUUCAGAGAUAUUGGGCAGUAUUCAGUUAAUUCUUGUGCUAGAAUAAAGGGAUUUCCCUCUCCUUUCCCCACAUGCAUCCUGCUGUGUCCCAUAAUCCACACUGAAGGCUUGGGGAUAAGACCAGAACCGGUUUAGGAGGGUUCAGGGGGACACAAACAAAUCACAUAUAUGUGGUUCAGAGCACUUUCCAAACCAAGGUCUGUUCAAUCAGAGCAGAAAUGUUCCUCUGAAUGUCAGAAAAAAACUGAACAUAGCCUUCCACCCACCAGAUGGUUUUUCUCUUCUUUUUAGGCUGUAUGAUUUUUGAAAACUGUAAGUCCUGUCGCAAUGGAUCCUGGGGAGGAACGCUAGACAACUUCUACAUCAAGGGCAUCUACUGCGCAGAAUGCAGAGCAGGCUGGUAUGGAGGAGAUUGCAUGAGUGAGUAUUGUUAAGAGACAUGUUCCCCAACAGGAGAAAGGGUACUGCUUCAAAUAUGGCGGAGGGAAGACUGAAUACAGUGGAAAUCAAGGAGAUGCAUGGCUAGGUCCAAAGAGCUACUUAUCCAGGACAGGAUGCAGACCCUUGCCAUGGCCGACACAGUUCAGAAUAUUGGAUAAGGUGGGAGCCAUGAAUGGGUGAUGCAACGAUUUAGUUGAAUCCCACCUGCAACAAUUCAACAAAUAGUCCAGUUUAGUUAUAUGAAUAUUGCAACAUUUAAGGUCACAGCAAAGCAAGCCAUCAAUAUAAAACAGUUAAUGGCAAAUGCAAUAAACAUUCCAUUGCAACCAUGUGUCAAAAACCAGUAGUCACUGCCUGGCAGUACUUUACUUGUUUGUAUCAUAUUUGCAGGAAAUGACACAAUGUGGAAUAGAGGUUGUGAGGGGUCAAGUUCUUUAAAUAUCUUCAAGGCUAUAGGGGAGACUAGGUAACCUUGCUUUUUGAAAAAGGAUUUCCAGUGUACAAAUUACUGUAGUACCUCAAUCUAUCCAGAAGGUGGUGCUCAGAAGCUCUUCCAUGAAAAAGGCAUUAUUAAUAUAUAAAAAGAGUGAUUCCUUUCCACCCAGGCAUAUUCACUAUUAUGGAUUAAUGGGAAAACUCAUCAUUAAGCUAAAUGUAUGAGGAAACAAAACAUGUCAGUGUUUGUUUUUUUUAAUUUAGAGAAAAGGUGAGUAAGAGGUGACAUGAUAGAAAAGUAUAAUAUUAUGCAUGCAAUGGAGAAAAGUUUUUCUCCCUCCCUCUCGUAACACCAGAACUCAUGGAGUUCUCAUGAAGUUGAAUAUUGGAAGACUCUGGACAAGCAAUAGAAAGCCCUUCUUCACACAGCGCAUAGCUAAACUGUGGGGUUUGCUGCCACAAAAGGCAGUGAUGGCCAUCAACUAUGUGCCAAGCUCAUAAUGCGGCAGCUAGACUGGUGACUGGGAGCGGCCACCGAGACAACAUAACACCAGUCCUGAAAGACCUACAUUGGCUUCCAGUAAAUUUCUGAACACAAUUCAAAGUGUUGGUGCUGACCUUUAAAGCCCUAAACAGCCUCGGUCCAGUAUACCUGAAGGAGCGUCUCCACCCCCAUCGUUCAUCCCGGACACUGAGGUCCAGCGCCAAGGGCCUUCUGGCAGUUCCCUCCCUGCAAGAAGAGAGGUUACAGGGAACCAGACAGAGGGCCUUCUCGGUAGUGGCACCCGCUCUGUGGAACGCCCUCCCAUCAGAUGUCAAGGAAAUAAACUACCAUAUUUUUCGCCCUAUAGGACGCACUUUUCCCCCUCCAAAAAGGAAGGGGAAAUGUGUGUGCGUCCUAUGGGGCGAAUGCAGGCUUUCGCUGAAGCCUGGAGAGCGAGAGGGGUCGGUGCGCACCGACCCUUCUCCCUCUCCAGGCUUCAGGAAGCUCUGCGCAAGCCGCAGGAGCCCUUCCCCGGCUUGCGCAGAGCUGCCUCUUAUCCCGAAGCCCCAGCGCGCUCAGCAGUUGCGCCGGGGCUUCGGGUAGCUCCGCGCAAGCCGUGGGAGGGCUCCCACGGCUUGCGCAAAGCAGCCUGUUCUGGGGGCUGGGGUCGGGGGAAGCUCGGGCUUCCCCUGCCCCAGCCCCGUGCCUGGGGGGGAAAUAAAUUUUUUUUUCUUUAUUUCCCCCCCCAAAAAACUAGGUGCGCCUUAUGGGCCGGUGCGUCCUAUGGGGCGCAAAAUACGGUACCUGACUUUUAGAAGACAUCUGAAGGCAGCCCUGUUUAGGGAAGUUUUUAAUGUUUGGUGUUUUAUCGUGUUUUUAAUAUUCUGUUGGGAGCCGCCCAGAGUGGCUGGGGAAACCCAGCCAGGGGUGUGUGUGUGUGUGUGUAUGUGUGUGUUUCUUCUCCUCCUCCUCCUCCUUCUUCCACCAGUAUUUGUUUGUGAUGUGUGCUUUGCUGCAGUUUUUUAUGAGUUUCACAGCCUGAGUUUCACACCACAUUAAUGGACAUCCUGCUUUUGCGGACAUAGCAGUCUGUGUUGGUUAGUACAGUGGUACCUCGGAUUAAGAACUUAAUUUAUUCUGGAGGUCCGUUCUUAACCUGAAACUGUUCAUAACCUGAAGCUCCACUUUAGCUGCUGCCACCGCACUGCCGCCGCCCGAUUUCUGUUCUCAUCCUGAAGCAAAGUUCUUAACCCGAGAUACUAUUUCUGGGUUAGCGGAGUCUGUAACCUGAAGUGUCUGUAACCCGAGGUACCACUGUAGUGGCUAUGGCUGAAACGGGGACAGGGGGAGAGAGAAGCAGAGUUCUUAGAAAUAUGAGUGAAAUUCAGUGUAGCAAUAUAUGGGGGUAUGUGCACGGGGAACAAGGUCUGCUUGUGCAACAGGACUUUCCCUGCUCCUACCUCUGUGCACCUAUUAUUAUUAUUAUUAUUAUUAUUAUUAUUUCAUUGAAUUUAUAUGCCGCCCUAUACCCACAGGCCUCAGGGCAGGUAAAUCUCUUCUGUGGGUUCCCUCCAACCUCCCAGAACAGAUUUAGGGAUAUUUAGGGAGCAUGGGUGGUUGGGCCUCAGCUCUGGGCCAAUGGUCACAGAUGGGAGUUGUAGUUCUGCUUUGCAGUUUAAUCCCGAGCAUCUGCAGGCAGGGCUGGGAAAGGUUUUCUGUCUGAAACUCCAGAGAGCCAGUGCUAGUCAUUGUAGGCAAGACAGUGUCUACAGCUGGAUCAUCAGUCUGCGUAAGGCAGCAUUUUAUGUUCCUCACAACAGUGUAGAGAGCAUGUCAGAUUCUAAUUAAACAUCAAGAAGAACUUUUUUACGGUAAGGGCUGUUUGAACAGACUCCCUAAGGAGGUUGUGGGCUCUCCUUCCUUGGUGGUUUUUAAGCAGAGGUUGGAUGGCCAUCUGUCAUGGAUGCUUUAGUUGAGAUUCCUGCAUUGCAGGGGGUUAAACUAUAUGAUAUGUGGCGUCCCUUCCAACUCUGAUUCCAUUCUUUAAGUAUGCAUAGGGGCACCCUGAAUGACGCCAGGCAAUAGGCUGGGUGAGACUUGGCUCUGGACCCAUCAAAAGUGGGAGAAAACCAUGGGCAGUGUGAUUGGCUUACAUAUUCUAUGUAAGACUAUACAAAUGAAUCAGAUGCAUAUGGUCUGGUGGAAGAGCAAAGUCCUCGUGGACAUAGUGGAAAAUAAGGCAUAUUUACCUCUUAACAAGAGUUCCCAUAUAGCCGUAGAGGAUAAUACACAUUGAUAGGGUUGUUUUUUUUAAGUCACCUAAGUCAUUUUGAGGCAGUGGACCCCAUAAAUUAUUUAUGGAUUGUGUGAAGUAACAAUACCCACCACCCCUAUUGAUAUCUAUCUGCCCAUGAAUUUUCUCAGGUGACCUUAAAUAAACAUAGAAUGUAAAUUACAAUUAUUGAAAGAAAUAAACGAUCACUCUCUCUCUCUCUCUCUCUCUCUCUCUCUCUCUCUCUCUCUUGCCUCAAGCAAGAAUUUUUGUGUGUCCCAGAAAACAGUUUUCCCUCCUUUUCAGAUGGCACAGUGGUGCUGACAGUCUUCCAAAAUGGAUUCUUUUCUCACUCUUCCCUCCCUCUCCGCUCCUCAGAAGCAAGGAAGUAUUUGCCAGGAUUUGCCAUUGUGGGUGUAAAUUAUUCUUGAGAACUUUCCAGGUCUUUCUCUUCUUCUUCAGGCUUCGGCAAGAGAGAAAAGAUCCCUUUGAGUGGAAAUGGUGGAGCUGGUUGCUCAAUCGUUUGUUGAGAGAGAGGUGGCAGGGCAUUACAAACCUCUCCUGAGAGAGCUUGAGAUGGCGGAGGGAAAUGGAAGAUCCACAUCUCACCACAGCUAUGCUUCAUGCAAAUGUUUGUGGCAAAUAUGAGCCUGUUUCUUUGGGGCCACUCUUUGAAUGGCUCUCUCUUUAGCCUCUGGACCACCUGCUUUGUUGGCCAGUCCUAUUUCCUUGGCAGGAAUUUCUGCAAGUUCAGACCGUAAUGUUCUCCCGAGAAAGGUGCACUCAGUAUUCCCGGCACGCCAACAUCUCUUUGCACCAGUUCUUUCUCGUCAAAAGGCAAGAGCAACAAAGGCAACUCAAAAGCCCCCUUGUAACGAAAGGGGAAUGUUCUCUGAGGUGAUUCAAGGACCUUGUCAAUCCUUCUGAAGAAGGUUUCCUGCAGCUUUGUCUCAGGUUGUUUUGAGGUAGGAGCCAGCAACAGGGCAAGGUUUCCUCUCUCCACUGUGGGAAGCUGCAUUAUCAUGUACGUUGCGGCAGAUCCUGGCAUAUCCCAAUAGCAUCUUAAUGACAGCCAUGGGGGCAAAGUAAUUAAUUCUCCAGCCUUUCACAUCAGGAACCAACAAGCCCUGGUGUGGAACGAAACACUUAUGAUGAACCCCUCCGAGCUUGUUUUCCGUUUCAUCAGAGUGCACUUAAUUGAGGGUAAUUGAGGGUAAACUGACAAAAGGAGAUUUUUUUCUUUUAUUAGAACGGACAAGUCUUAACACUGUAGAGUCUUGCAGGAAAGAGGAAAUAUCAUGCUAUGGCACAUGGCAUGUUGCUGGAUGUGACAAAGCUGCACCAUUCAUGGGCUGAGCUUUUUCAGGCCACUGUUCAUCCCCCCGCACACAUGGGAAAUACAGUGAGCCUGCCUACAACCCUAAAAACUGUGGUUCAUUCAGAUCUCCCUUGCAACAUCUUCUCUGAACACGUAGAGCAUGGGUAGGCAAACUAAGGCCCAGGGGCUGGAUCCGGUCCAAUCGCCUUCUAAAUCUGGCCUGUGGAUGGUCCAGGAAUCAGCGUGUUUUUACAUGAGUAGAAUGUGUUCUUUUAUUUAAAAUGCAUCUCUGAGUUAUUUGUGGGGCCUGCCUAGUGUUUUUACACGAGUAGAAUGUGUGCUUUUAUUUAAAAUGCAUCUCUGGGUUAUUUGUGGGGCAUAGGAAUUCGUUCAUUCCCCCCCCCCCCAAUGUAGUCCAGCCCCCCACAAGGUCUGAGGGACAGUGGACUGGCCCCCUUGCUCAAAAAGUUUGCUGACAUAGAGGGUUUGGAAGUGGGGCCACUGAGUAAAUCCUCUCCUCCCGUUCAUCCAGCGAACACACAGAUGAGAAGUUCUGAACAAAUCUAAUGUGGAUUGAUAGUUUACCUGAGUCUCAACCUAUGGGGGCACACUUGUGAGAUUGUCUUGCCACAUAUCGAAGUCCUAAUACUUGGGUGCAUGCCAAAUGUUUUUCCAGCAACAACAUGGAAGAUGUUGUAGAGGCUAGUAAUAUGGCCAUGCCAAGGCUUUGAUACCUGAUACCUAGACAUAACGUCAAAAUGCCAAUGAAUCCCACUAUUUACCAAUGGGAACAAUCUGCCCAGGAAGCUGAAAUAACCAGGAGCUGUGGAAGAGCACAACUGUAUUCUAUUACAAACCAGUGCUAAAAUAAUAGAUUUAAAUUCUACCUUGGGCAAUCGUUUUUGAUUUCCCAGUGUAGUUUCCUAUAAGUUAGGAGGUGGUGCAGACACUGCUUCUGACCCAUCACAUUGAGCAGAAGGCUCACCAUCUAUAUCUUGUGGCUGUCCAGGUGGACAUAGGAAGCUGCUUUUAACUCAGUCAGCUCAACAAGCCGUAGUUUCAGAUCCUGGUUUGAACACACCUCAGUCUCACAGAUUAGGACAUAUGAGCAUAUGAAGCUGCCUUAUCCUGAGUUGCACCACUGGUCCAUUUAGCUCUGAGCUAUUUCUGAGUCUGUGUUCCCUCACAGAGCCUAAUAUAAAUCUUCUUCUUCUUCUUUCCCUGCCCUUCAGGAUGUGGUCAGGUUCUGCAGGCUUCCAAGGGUCAGAUCUUGUUGGAGAGUUAUCCACUGAAUGCCCGCUGUGAGUGGACUAUUCAUGCUAAACCUGGUUUUGUUGUUGAGUUAAGGUAGGUGAGAGAUGCAUUUCAGCAUACAGAUCCUUCUUUUCAAGUUUAUGUACAUAUUUAAGGUGUGUUCAGCCAUCAGGCUAGUAUUUCAACCCUGGAACCUAGAGGGAUUUCCAGUGGAGUUUUUCUGCUCCCCCAACCAUUAACAUUAAUCAUAAUUAAUGGACUAAAAAUGGCUGUAUUCAGUGCUAUUUUCCUAGAAAAGUAGGUGUUGGAAUGCCUCCCUCAUUCUUUUAUAAUGGCAUGGUGAUUACCUGAGAGGUGCCGGAACUGAAUUCCAGCUAGUUCCGGCUGGAUAAAUAAAACCCUGGCUGUAUUUCUUUUUCUGUGUCAGAAAUUAUGCAGUGAGCAUGCUGUUUGCAUAUGGUGUUAGGUUGUCUUUAAGGAGAUAAGUGAUUCCCUGUGCCUGGCCCCAAGAAAACUUACCUGUGAAGAAGCAAAGAGGGAGGAAGCAACUGUGCGUCCUCUCAGAAUCCUUUUCCCACUGAGGAAUAGACUGGGGAUUCAAGUCUCCGCAUCUCCAGCAGGAAUGUGAUGCUAUAUCACUUGUGUGGGAUGCAUGAGGUCAGGGUCAGGUUGCAUGGAAGAUUGUGUCCACCUUGAUCCUGCUGUUAUGCGUCCCACCAGGAGCACUGGAGUUUAUGAGCAUUCCUGACUGAAUGCUCAAAGCAUCACAAUUUAUCUCGGCCUUUAAAGGGUCCCACACAGGGGCAUGGGGCAGAGUAAGUGGUGUGGGAGUCAUAAAGCCACGGUAAAGGCUUGUAAUAUUGCAGGGUGCCCCCUGACCUCGGCUGACCAGCACUCUGAGCUUUACAAUGUAUUGGAAUGUAUUGGAGCUGUGUUUCCUCUGGGCAGUGACUGACCUUAUACGGUGAAGGGGGCAAUAAAAGCCUUGACCGGAUGAGGUAACGUGAGACACUGGAAAACAGCCAUGCGGCUGGAGAGGACAAAGGAAUAAAGAAGUUUGCAGGAGGAGGAGAGGGAAGUUCGAGAGGAGCUGCUCCUACCAUCAUGAAAAUAUUGCUGGCUCUCUGUGUCAUAAUUUUAUGCUAAACUUCGCCACUUUGUCACGGCUGGCUCCGACAAGUGGUGCCCCGUGUGAGGCAGAAUAAAAGAAUACGUCUGAGGACUAAGAAGAGGCAACUUAAAGAAAACAGUCUGAGGCAGACUGAGGCUUUUAAAAGGAAACCGUGUGAGGUUUAUCGAUCCUAGCAAAGGAUAUCAUCGGCUCACUACGCCCGGCCAGGGUUUCAAGCGCUAAUCAUCUUAAAAAGAUCCCGGUGAGUUCCGAUCCCUUAUUUAUAUAUUGAUUUUAGAAAAAUGGGCAGCUCUUUGUCUGCUCCACAACAGAAAUUUUUAAAAGACUUAAAAUUUCUCCUCUCCUCCAACGAAUUGGAAGUUCCGGAUGGUGAUUUGAUACAGCUCAUUCUGACUAUCAAAGAGCAUUCCCCCUGGUUUCCUGCAGAUGGGACUUGGGAAUUGAAACAUUGGGACAAGAUCGGGAACAUUUUCAUGGGCACCCCAGCAUAAGUGUUCGGAUUCUAAAUGCAUGGUGCAAGGUUCGUUACGCCAUGGACUCUUUAUCACCAAAAAAUAUAUCCAUGGCUGCAUUGCCAACACAACCUUCAGCUUCUUUAAUUCAGCCUGCUGUGUUAGAGACUGUUCCAAUACUUGCUUUGCCAGACCCCAAACCUCCAGACCCCAAACCUCCGGACUACAGUUCCUCACCUGAGGACCCAAUCCUGCAAAAAUACCAUGGUCUGGCUGGCAAUGAUCCUAAUCUUUCAGCGGCAGAACCAGAACCAGAAGCUUUUCAACGUGCAGUCCUUGCCUCUUCCUUAAUUCAGGAUACUAUGGCAUUCCCUGUUAUUGUGCCCCCUGCUGGCGCUCCAGCAGGCACCCAAGCCCAACACCAACCUUUUGACUUUAAGAUUUUGAAAGAGCUGCAACAGUCAGUAAAGGCCAAUGGACUCCAAGCCCCAUAUACGCAGGCGCUUUUAGAAGCCACAUUAGCCCAGCUCUUGGUUCCAGAGGACAUAAAGCUUUUGGCCCAUACAGUGUUGCCCCCAUCAGCUGGUGUUUUGUUUGCCCACGAAUGGGAAACUGCCUGCCGUGCUUAUGCUCCAGCCUUGUUACAACAAGUCAGAGGGAAUAAUCCAAAUGUUACCCUCGCAGACGUCUUAGAUGCCAUGUUGGGGCGUGGUCCCUUCGCUCAAGCUUCAGUGCAAGCCACACUGCUGCAAAUCUUAUUGAGGGACACUGCUCUUGCUGCUAAACAAGCAAUGAGAAAAAUCCCAGAACCCACCAGUAUUCAGUCAAGGUGGGGUUCAAUCAGGCAAGAGGCAAGAGAAUCAUAUUCUUCCUUUAUGGACAGGCUGCUUACAGCAGUGAGUCACCAAAUUGAAAAUCCUGAAGCCAAACAAAUAAUUAUCAAACAAUUGGCCUUUGAAAAUGCCAAUGAGGAUUGUAAACUUGCGUUACGACCAAUAAUACACAAUCCUGCCACAGGCACAGCAGCCAUGCUUCACAUUUGUCAGUCUGUUGGAACAGCCAGCCACAAGGCUUAUCUGCUGGCAGCAGCGCUAAAUGAAAACCAGCCUGUAGCCACCGAUACAACUUGUUUCCAGUGUGGCAAACCAGGAUCACCGAUACCCCCGGGUGGGUAGAACAGUGGCCUCUACCAAAAGAAAAGUCCGCAGCAGCGGCACCAGCUAUCUCUGAACAGCUUAUUUCUGAACAAUUGACUUUUGGCCACAUUGAACCAUCUUCAUCCCACUGGCUCCAGCAGACAGGGAACGGUUUGCUUUUACAUUGCCAGCAUAUAACAAUUCGCAGCCCACCCAGCGAUAUCAGUGGAUUGUCCUGCCUCAAGGCAUGCGGAACUCCCCUACACUUUGUCAACAUUUUGUGGGUGAAGCAUUGAAACCUUUCCGCAUGCGCCACCUAGAGGUGCUGCACACGAGCUGCAUCUGGCAGUGUUUGCCUUCCUCACCAUUUGCCUUGCCAUCCUUUGCUGCACCGUUAUACAAGGAAGAGAAGCAGACGACCAGUCCAGUUGAAACCACCAUAUUUCACCUCAUCGGCUGGCAAGCAGCUGUCGUCAGCUUCCUACUCUGGCUGGCAGUAUCCACGGCUCAGCCACUUUCGAACUAGAAGAACAGCGUUGUUGAAUAAGACUUUUAGGGGAGAAAAUUAUCAUAAGAUAUGGAGGGAUAAUAUUUUUGUACAAGAUAUGAUUAUGUUUGCCAGUUUAUUGCAUGCUUCUAAAUGUUGGGUGUGUAUGCCAGUCAUUCCAGCAAAAUGCUUCAGGGUGUGCCUGUCAAUGGAUCUUUUCAAUUUACUAAUAUUAUAUCCCCUAAGCCUCCAGUACAAUUGACCCUCCAUGAGCCUCCCCCCAUUUAUUUUCAAAUUAAGGAGGGGAAAGAAUCAUGGGGCAUAUAUCCAAACUGUCAAUAUACAUUGAAUUUCACUUUUAAUAGCUCUUGUUCUCUUACAGGAAUAUACAGUGACAAAUCUCAGUGCUAUAGAAGUGACACCAGUGCAUGGCUAUUAAACUAAAAGGAAGCCUACCAUGCAGCUUGGAAUCAGAAUUCUUAUAUUCUUGGCUUCCGGAUUUUAGUGAUCAUUAUAGUAGUUAUUGAUUUUAGUGAUCAUUAUAGUAGUUAUUUGUGUUCUUUUGUGUUGCUGUAUCCAAUGUAUUCGUUCUAUAAUCUCUAUAUGUACUGCAUGGUUCUCCAGUCCGCAGCCCGCUUCCGGUGUCAAAGAGUCGCUUAUCGCGUAUUGACUCUGAUAUAAAGUAAAGAAAGAGGGAAUGUGGGAGUCAUAAAGCCACGGUAAAGGCUUGUAAUAUUGCAGGGUGCCCCCUGACCUCGGCUGACCAGCACUCUGAGCUUUACAAUGUAUUGGAAUGUAUUGGAGCUGUGUUUCCUCUGGGCAGUGACUGACCUUAUACGGUGAAGGGGGCAAUAAAAGCCUUGACCGGAUGAGGUAAUGUGAGACACUGGAAAACAGCCAUGCGGCUGGAGAGGACAAAGGAAUAAAGAAGUUUGCAGGAGGAGGAGAGGGAAGUUCGAGAGGAGCUGCUCCUACCAUCAUGAAAAUAUUGCUGGCUCUCUGUGUCAUAAUUUUAUGCUAAACUUCGCCACUUUGUCACGGCUGGCUCCGACAAAGUGGGAAACCUUACUGCAGCAGUGCAGGGGUUUUCAACUGUAGUGGUGUGAUUGAUGGGGUGCAGCCACCCUCCCAACAUUGGCAUUGCUUGGAUGGGGAUAGGACAGGGCAGUGGCAUAGCGUUGGGGCCACAGGACUGGUUACAAACUCAGCCCACCCAGAGGAGUGUCUGCUUACUUGCCUAAGUCAUGUGGGAAGCCUUUGCCAGUAGCAAAGGCUAUCUUUGAAGGCUAUCUUGUGAAACUGAAGGUGUAAAGGAAGCGCUUUGGUGGGAGGCUUGUUUCUCUCAUUUAGGAGCACAGAAGUAAUUUAGAAAUACAGGCAAAUUUUGGCAUCUGAAUUUGUCAAAAAAAACUCCACCCCUUUUGUGUCCAAGGUUUGCUAUGCUGAGUCUGGAGUUUGACUACAUGUGCCAGUAUGAUUAUGUGGAGAUCCGAGAUGGGGACAGCAUUGAUAGCAGGAUAAUUAAGCGUUUCUGUGGGAAUGACAGGCCUCUCCCAAUCCGAAGCACAGGGCCUUCUCUCCAUGUUCUCUUCCAUUCAGAUGGUUCCAAGAACUUUGAUGGGUUUCAUGCCGUCUUUGAAGAAAUUACAGGUAAGUAGGAUGAAAAAGUAUAAAAUGCAUGCCCAACAGCUACCUGGGUGAAAAGAAAAGUCUUGAGUUAUUGAAGUAAUUGUGUGACUAUAUCCCUUGCAGUGGUUUAGCCACAUGAUUUGGAAGGGGAAAAAAUCCAAUGAGUGUGAAAUAUGGUCCUGUUUCAUUCUACUCGCAAGAUUGCCCCUUGCUGUUCAUGUGACUAAUUUAGGGCUCAUCCACGGUUACCUUUUGCCCUGCUGCUUUCCCUAGGAAAACCCAAUAUUUACUGUUGAAUCAGAGUAAAUGGCAAUUCGGAGCAAAAGAAAAAGCAUGCAGACAUAGACCUGGAAAGCCCAGACCUGUGUCUAGAAAUGUGGAGCAAAAGUAAGUGUGGAUAAGCCCUUUCUGAAUCCUUAGCUCUCCAUAUGUAUGUAGCUGUAGAAUCCUUUGAAAAUUGAUCUCAGGAGUUAGAACCUUACUGCUAUGGGGCCAUAAAACAGUGAAUUAACAAAGGGGGGAUUAGAUGAUUAUGAUUGCCUCUGAGAUUUCUCCCCUCUAUAUAUGGUGCAUAAAGCUAUGCCAGGCUGUUCCAAGUCCCUGCCCUCUUUCCCCCCCCCUUCCAGCUCUAAGGUUUGUGGGUUUGUGGGGAAGGGUAGGUUGGAGGGAAAUUGAGCCUGAGGAAUAGUUACUUGUCAAAGGGUGUGUCCAGAUUUUGUGCAAGGGAUUCAAGCACGUGCCGGAAAUUUAGGUUGGCAGCAUUACAGUGGAACAAAGUGCUCUGUUGCCUUGGCACAACAAAUCCACUUAAAAAUAACAGACUUUCUGCAGUUAGGAAAGUGAUGGGGAAAUGCACUUUAAGGUAUGGAUGAUUAAUGGGGAGACACCAAAAUAUCCCACAAGCAAAUAGGAUAACUACCUCAUAAACCAAUCAAAAAGGAUGCUCAAUAAAGACCAGACAUAGUCUAGCUUCCAUAUAAGCAUUAUGUGAGCAAAUCAGGAUGAAUGUUCAAUAAACAGGUCAUCUUGAAGAGCCCAGAGACUAAGUUCUUGGUAAGGAUCAUAGAACUGUAGAGUUGGAAUGUUGGAUGUUAGAGUUGGAAUGUUGCAUAUGGCUUUCACCAUGGGCAUCUACCUUCCCAAGUCUGACUCUCAGUCCACUGGGGGUUAUCACUUCAGACUGGACAACUUACUUACUGGUUGAUCUUCUGUAUCAUGAUUUCUCUUUUCGUUAUGGCAUGAAGUGCAAAGAGUACCAUCACAGGAGUUGCUAUAAGUAGCACUGUGUUAAUUAAGCAGCCUAUUAAAAAAAAGGAAAAAGGAAAAACAAGAGUCGGCUCUGUGAAAUUGAACUUGGUGUGGGGUAUGUUGCAGCAAGGCCUCCCACACUCAUGGGACUAACGUAUUCCAUACGGGGCAGAAUGAAUGGAUCUUGUUUCCUCCGCUCAGCGGGAGCCUUUUAGUAUUCUGCUGCUGCCAUCUACUUUUCUUUCCGCCCCAUUUUUAGCAGCAAUUAUUUAGAGAUUGGGUGGUUGCUACAGUGGUAAUCUAUGCAGAGUGGGAUAUGGAGGGCUUACAGUUUUUAGAAGGAAGCUUUAUUGUGUGCCUUAUUGUUAGUCUGUCCUGGCCUAAUGUGCAGCUGAAAUGAAAAGCUUUUAAAACGCUCUCUUUUGCAAGGCCGCUGACACUGUUUAUGGGAAAGAAUGUGAUUUGCAUGGGGAGUGAAGAGGCUUGGGGGGGGGGACUGUGGGAUGGAGACCUCUGGCAGCACAAAUUUAACAAGAUAUAGCAGUGUGAAAUCCUUCUCUGGACAAAAACCUCAAGGGGUAGCCGAGAUCGGUGUAACAAGAUGAACAGAGUUUCCUUGGCUGUCCUCCUGUUUAUUGCUAAGAACAGGUUGUAGCACUUAAAGACUGUGCAGUGGCCCAGAAGGGAUCAGGUGAUACCCUUGGCUAGGACCACAAUCCUAAGCAUUCUUACCAGGAGUCCCAUUGAAGUGAAUGGAGCUAACAUAUGAGGGUUCAUGUUUAGGAUCAGGCUGCCUGAGGGUAUUUGCAACUAAGGAAAAUAAAAAGGGGUGGUUUUAUUAAUCAUUGUAGAAACUAUAAAGUAUGCUGUUAUAGAGUUUCAUUUGGGGAGAUUUGUUUUUCAACUUUUGGCACUUCUGUUGCUGGGAACUGCCUGCUUACAUCAGCUUCAUUAAGCCCCUGCUCAGAUCUCUCGCUGCCCAUGUAGAUCUCUUCACUGACAUUUCAUAAUCCUUUGGUCUCUGCAGGGUCUUCUGCUGUAAUUGCAACUCUGUGGGUUGUACAGUUUUCCUUCUCCAUGGCUUCUUUCCUGCCCAUUUAUUUCUAGUCUUCCGAAAUCAUAAUGGGUCAAGUCUUGGCUGUGUCCUAAGUUCCUUGGGGGCCAGGUGGCAAAGGAAGUUCAGGUGAUCUAUAUGAAAACCACAGGGGUGUCUAUUGCGCUUUUUUAGUUCCAGGUUUAGAUUAUUUGCGAAGAUAAGGCCACUCUGCCUAUGCCCUGUCUUUGAGAAAAAUAUUGUUCACCAUGAAGAAUAAGGCUUAGUCAGGUCAGAAGUUCUGGUAAAUGGAAGAACUUUUAAAAUGAUUUUCUUCACAGCACAGGUCUAUAUUACCACUUAAAAACAGGAACAUUCACUGAAAAUACGUUCUCUUACAAAAGUUUUUCACACCGGGAUGGCUGUGCAUAUAAGAGAUGAAAGAGGUGAAGGAAGCUGUUUUAUGGUCCUCCUUAUACUUUUUUCCAGCUUGUUCUUCCUCUCCAUGCCUGAAUGACGGAACCUGCAUCCUAGAUAAAAUUGGUGGCUACAAAUGUGCUUGCCUUGCUGGCUAUACUGGGAACCGCUGUGAAAGCUGUGAGUACAUACAUCCCUAUGCCUGUGAAUGUGAAUGUACAUGCGCUUGAUUUGAAUUAUUGUGUUUUCACUUAAUGCUUAGCAUUGCUAUACAGAAUAUUUUAUUUGUUUGUUUGUUUGUUUGUUUGUUUAAAAUUUAUAUCCUGCUCUUCUUCCCAAAGGAACACAGGCCAGCAGGCUGAUGGAGUCUGAUAACUGGCACACAAUGGCUAAUAAUGAUAAUAACAAUAACAAGCAUAAUGCUUUGGAAGGUGCUGAAGAAAGAAUAGCCUGGUCCACACAUAAAACUAAGCCAUGGUUUACUUAACAAACCUCAAUUUAAGCAUGAGUUGUCCCACAGAUGGCUUGCUUCUCCAAAGUUUGCCUUGUUUUCUAACUGCCCUUGCCUUGUACCUUUGUACUGUGGUGAACAACUGAGAUGGGGUUGCCCAACAAACCAUGCUUAAGCAAGAGUGCUUGAUUAAAACAAACCAGAGUUUGUAAACUGCUGGGCAGGGUUCAUGCAUAAUGCUAAGUUGGGGUGGGGAAGCUUUUCUACCUGGUAGGCCAGUUCCCCACACCCCCGCCACCUGCAGGCCAAUUUGUCAGGCGAGUGGGACCAUCAUUUUGUGCUCUUAUCUGCUUUUCUGCUUUUAGAUGUGACUGUCAUUGCCAGUUCCCCACAGCAGCCAUUUUGUGACUGGGACCUAUGACACCUUCUCAAAAUUCCAGUUGUGCCAACAGGCCAAAAAGGUUGAAACCCUUGAAAUAGGGUAUAGCUAUGUAUUAUUUUAAAUAAUACCAUUCUCUAUAAAGGAGUGCAUUUUUAAUGAAGAACAAGAAUACCUCAUGACUUAUACAAAAGAACAUGGGGGGGAGGGUAAUAUAUUGAUCAUCCUGUUCUAUAAGAUGCUAAAAGACUUGAGGUGUGCCCCCAGCUAUCUAAAUUCUAAAGAUCUUAGAACAGGGGUCAGCAAACUUUUUCAGCAGGGGGCCGGUCCACUGUCCCUCAGACCUUGUGGGGGGCCAGACUACAUUUUUUUUGAGGAGGGGAAUGAACAAAUUCCUAUGCCCCACAGAUAACCCAGAGAUGCAUUUUAAAUAAAAACACACUUUCUACUCAUGUAAAAACACCAGACAGGCCCCACAAAUAACCAAGAGAUACAUUUUAAAUAAAAGGACACAUUCUACUCAUGUAAAAACAUGCUGAUUCUCAGACUGUCCACGGGCUGGAUUUAGAAGGCGAUUGGGCCGGAUCUGGCCCCCGGGCUUUAGUUUGCCUACCCAUGUCUUAGAAUUAUAGCAGUUUUUGUUAAAAUUCACUCCUGGCACACAUUUUUAAAAUUUCCUUCGGUAUUACCAAACAAAGCCUGAACAUUUUUUUCCUGGGUAGUACAUAGGUAAACAGUUCCAACUUUAUUUUGAUACACAGAGGAGAAUCAUGAACCUAAAAUUAUUUCUGUCUGCCUUAAUGCUUUCAAAACUAAGCCAGGAACAUUUUUAUUCCAUGUCUUUGAAAGAAGCGGAUAUACUGUAGCUUUUCUCUAGGCAGAUCCUGCUGAUAUGAGAGACUGUUUCCUGACAGACAAAAAGAAGUGCUUUUGGAAUGAGAAAAUUGAGGGCAGAAUCUUAUAUACUGACGAUCCAUUGGCUGAGGGGCUAUAGGGUUUGCAUGAAGCUCACUGUGCUAGCUGAACUGCUGUCCUGGCAGACAUCCUGACAGAAUGGCCCAGGAUAUGCUGGCGAAAUACUCUGCCAGUGAGAGGACUGAAAUAGGGCACGGACAUGAGGAGGACAGAGGCAACACAGGGGAGGUCAUCCAUAUGUUGGAUAUUAUAUGCCUUCAGUCAAGUAUUACACACCCUAUUGAUGGCACAACCAGCCCCAUAGCUGACCCAGGAAUUUCCCCACCUACGAACUUCAGCUGGGGUGAAGGGCAGUAGGACAAUGACUGCAAGGGAAUCCUUUUGGGAUGCUGUCCCUUCAAGCAAAGUGGUUGAGUUGCAGUAGGUGGAUUGGGUCCUGCUUCACAGGUAUUUGCAUUACCUCAGCAGAUAGGGCUUCAGAAUGCAGAGGACACCUUUACAAUAUCAACCUAAAUGGAAGUGUUCUCCUAGAGAUCAUACAACUGAAAUGGCUUAACUUUGCAUUGUUAAUUUUCCAGUGCUAUCAUCCUGGUCGUGGAUUUGAGGAAUUAGGGAAUUGUCUAUCUUCCCACCACUCUUAGGUGUUAUCUCCAUCCUCUUGUAAUGCAUAUGCAAUAUUGGUUCACCCAGUGCUUUUUUUUCUUAAAAAAUGUUUAGGGGUACUCUCAUUUUGACUCAAGUAAACCCCCAUGUUAUAGUUCAAAUUGGGGAAAAUAAAUACAGUAAAUGGACAAAAGUACAAAGAACAUGCAUUACUCAUAUUGAAAUACUACUCCUCAAUGAGGCCAAACUUUCAUAAGUAAAACACCACACAUCCACAUUCCACACAGCUUCACACAUUAAACGCUCGCUUCUGUCUGAGACUCAGGAAACACCGUGACAGGAAAUGAGGCUGCCAUCAGGGGUAGCAACAGAACUGAUGAUUCACCAUGCUAGAGAAGAAGCUAAACAUUUUCUAAAAUAGUUUCUUCUCCUGUUAGUUUCACAAAAUGUUUAGGGGUAUGCGUCCCUCCAGAAAAAAAGCACUGGGUUCCCCUGAUUCUUCUCUGUGCUUACUAAACUUCUGUCAAAUUAAAUUGCAUGAAUAGUUAGCGUUACGGACGGAUCUCAAUGAAUUCUCCCCACCCCCUUAUUCAAGUGAUGCACAGUCCUUUAUUAAUAGAGCAAAUUGGAUGGGCUAAUUUUCAUCCUAAUUAGCCCACCAGCCUCAAUCCCUAGAUGUAAAAGAAAACUAUUAGACGCUGCAGCUAGAUCUCGUCUGUCUCCAUUAUCAUUAUAGCCAGACAAUGGGCUUUGUAAUUUAUAACUAAAGUGCACUAAACUGGUGCUUAAAGGGCUGCAACAAGAUGGAAAGUUGCUGGCACAGUUGGCUAGUGCAACCGUAUGUGGACUGAGCAGCUGCAAAUUCAAAACAGUUCUAAAUAUAAAUUGGAAGAAGUGGUAAGGGGACUGGUGAAGGGGAGUAUCAGGUGGAUGAGGUCCAAAUUCUUUGCAGUGGGGAAGGAGCUGCAAAUGCACAUUAAAUGUGUGUGUGGACAAGGCCUGUGUUGUUCUGCUCUUUGCUUGAACCCCUGCUGGACAGCCUGAGGAAGGAUAAGAGAAGAGUACAGGACUGUUUGCCAAACUUACCAGUAGGACCCCUCCACCUACAGAUAUAUCAGUUGGACUGUGACUAUUAACACGAACCCCACCUGCCAGGCUCUCAAGCAAAAGUUGACUCCAGAUCUAAGUUAGUCCCAUUGAUUUCAGUGUGUUUAAGUAUGACAAAGGGGACUUCCGGGUUGGCGCCUCCAGGCAAUGGCGGAGUUCCUCCGAUCGGGAGGAAUUUGCUCCGCGGAAAUUAGGGUCUGACCGCCACGGCGAAGGCGGAGACCCACUGAAAUCACAGGCGGGAGAAGCCUGUGAACUUGGGAUUCGGCUGGCACCUUUUGCGCCCCCCUACUCGCGGGGAAACCCUGAUUUGGGGAUCCGGAGCGAAGUGGGGUGAGUGGCGCGGUGCUUCGAAUUGACUGCUUCUUUCACGGAGUGAAGCCGCAUCGCUGUUGCCGGAGAGCGCUGACUUUUUCCUGUGGACAAUUGGAUUCUAAACAACUACCCGUGAGUAGAACGGAAAAUUAGAUUCUUAAAUUCAUUAAUUUGGCAUCGAAACGGGAAGGUUCUAAACAGGAAGUCCGCCUUCCUUUUUUGUAAACAGAUUGAAGCAAAGAAGUUGCAAGUUAAAGCCUUGGAAAGUUUAUUUUUGUAAAGGAUUAAAUCUCCAUCGGUUAAAACUAUUAAACCCCCCUUGGAAGCAGGAGAAGAGGGGGGAAAUUUUGGACCUAGUGAGCCUGCAGGAGAGAGUGAAAAACCAAAUUACCACUGCUCCGAACCUGGAAACGGGCUGCCAGAAAGAGUGACUUUUUUGACGGCUAGCAAUAAGAGAAAUAUAUUGUUUCCAUUGUACUCAUCUGCGUUUAAAAAGUGGGAAAAGAAACUAACUUUAUAGUUUAAAUUGUGUUUGAAAGGAUUGAUACAAGUGGAGACUGUUUCCCUCUAGAGGGAGCUUUUGAAACUGUUACAAGAGUGGAGCUGGGGGUUUUCCAGUCGCAAGAUAAGAACUGUGUGAAAUAGAGAUUGACCUUGGACUUUAAGAAUGUUGACAGAAGGAGCCUUAGUGACUGUAUUAUGUAAGAUAAGUUAUUCGUUGGAACAGCUCCACAAGAAGACGGACGCUAUGAAUACCAAACUUGAGAACUUGGGACAAAAAGUGACUAAUUUGGAACAAAAAGUGACCAUUAAUACAGAAAUUGUUCAGGAUUUGACACAGGAACCUACCUUGACAGGACAAACUGGGGAGAAGACGAAGGAGAAUGUUGGUGUUGUUAAACCUAAAAUAAUACAAGUGGAAGCCCCAGUUUUACAGAGGCAAACUGAGGACUAUAAGUGGAGGCCUUUUAUGAAUGAAUAUAGAAAAAGUCAGAAUUUGAAGAUUGGAGCCCUGCUUGGAUUGAAGAAGGAAGGUUGGAUAGACUCUUUCAAGCAGAGAUUUACUGACCCUUGGGUCCUGAAUCUGGGUGAGGAGGUGAUUGGAGUUGUGGGGGCCUUUGGAUCUGGAGGAGCCUUGAAACAUGAUUUGAGACAUUGUAUGGACACUGGUUUUAGCUGUGGAGAGUUGGUUGGUCUGUCGAGAGGGAAUGGGGGCAUGGUUGGAUCGUUGCCCCCCCAAAACCUGCGCUUCAGCACCCUCAGUAUCAAAGAAUAUGAAUAAAAACUGCAGAAGGGACUUGAAAAAGAUUUAAGAGCCUCGGACAGAAGAUCUCCAGGUUGAUGAACUAUAUGGAAUGGACGGAAAUGACUGGCAGAAUCCGAGACCAGGGAGAAGAGAUGGUGGUAGAAGAUUGGGAAAGUUUAAAGUUUAUAUAUAGAAAUAUUGUAAAUUUAAUGAGUGUUAGAAAAUUGUUGGAAUGAAAUUUUAUGGCUUUAGCAGAAAUGUUAUAAGGAGUUAGGUAUAAUUAAGUAUUUCAGUAUUAAUGGAAAAUAAGGUACAAAAUAUGUUAAGAUAUUCAUAAUGAUAAAAAUAGAGAAAGAUGGAAAGGAAUUGCUGAAACAAGUAAUAGAAGUGGAAUACAAAAAGGGAGGUGAGAGGAGGUCAAUGAAAUAAGGGAAUGAAAGAUAGAGUAAUGAAAUGGUAUGGUAUAUGUUUUUAAAUUGUUGUAUUUUUGCUUUGUUUAGGUUAAUGUGUUAAGGUUGUGUUUUGUAUUGUUUAUUGUAUUGUUUUUCUUUUCUCUCUCUUUUUUUUCUUCUCUGUUCUAUUUUGUCUUUUUCUUUCGCCUAUUUUCUUCCUUUUUCUUUUCUUGUAAGUUUUAAAAGCAAUAAAGAUUAUUUUAAAAAAAUAAUAAUAAUAAGUAUGACAAAGGGUGCAUUCACACAGUCGUUUAUUCCAUUUUCCUGUUUUCCUAACUCUUAAUUAUCUUUUAGAUUUCACUUGACAUAAAAGCCACUUCUGGAAAUACAGUGGAAUAUAGUGCAGGUUUAGCUUUCAUUUCAAAAUUAUUUACAAAUGGAUAUUUUUUUUCUGGAAGUAAAUAACACGGAAAUGAGAGCUACAUUUCUACUAUAUUUUGGUAUUUUUCCGGAAGUGCCUUUUUCUAUCAUUGGGAAAGCAGCUGUGUGUAUGCAGCUGAAGUCUGAAUCCAACCCAAAGUAUUUUCCUAGCAAUUUAACAAACUCCACCCACAGUCGGAUUGGACACUUAGGCUGUAAGUAGCCAAAGUUUUGGAAAACUUUAGCAUAAAUGCUCUCUUCCCCCACCCCGCUGCUUUAUUAACCCCUGUUAUGUAUAUGUGGAAUACAGUCCUAUCCUUGCUCAGCCUCUCUUUGACCAGGCUAGAAAUGGUUUUUCCCCCUCCCCUCCCCCCUUUCAAGUUGUGUACUGUGUUCCUCUCAGGGGGUGCAGAGCAUUCUGGCUCAGUGGGCCUCCCAGGGAAUUGCUGGCCUUCUAAGCGAGGGACUCUGACCCCUUUUUGCUCUGAGACUUCCUGUCACCUUUGUCUGAAACAAAGCCCAGCAAGCUCAAGUCCUUGAGUAAAUGCUGGGAUCUUGUAUUGAAUGGGGAAUUCAUUGCUUAGAUCCAACUUCCAUUUCUUUACGGCUUCCCAGUCUCCCUUGCCAGCCGUUUGACACUUCUCCCGCAUCCUAAUGAAGGGUGCUCCAUUGAGCUAAACUGUGGUGUACUGUGCUAUCACUAGCAGCUCCUCGAUCGUUCCAGCAUCACCCCCUUUUUUCCAGGAUAGGCCUGUGAAAGUGCUCUCUUGGUCAUUCCCCUGUGCUUGACUCCUGCCCACUGCCACUGCUCAGCCACACACAAGGUUUUCAGAAAGACAGUUCUUCAGGGCUUCCUUGUCUUUGCCGACUGACUCAUGUGUUUAAAAGGGACACCCUCUCAGCCUCUGGCAGCAGGAGAAGUAGAAACAGCUGCUCUCUGUAGGGUAUUGAACAUGGUUGUUGUUUCUGGUUUGUUUGUUUUAAAGAGAGAAAAUAAUCUUUACAGAGUCAGUAUUGUGAGACUACUGCUAUGAUGUUGCUGCACUGAUAAAGGGGAGAUGUUCAUGUGAUUACCUGAAAUUACUGAGUGCCAAUAUUGAACAUGCCUUCCUAAUACUGGACAGAGGAAAAUCUUUUUGUUUGUUUGUUUAAAAAAAUGAAUAAGGCUGAAAUCCUAUAUACACCUGGGAACAAGCCCUAUUGAAAGCAAUGGGGUUUACUUCUGAAAAGAUGUAUAUAGGAUUAGACUGCAAGAAUUACCUGAAUGUAAACCUCAAUGGGACUCACCUGAGCAGAAAAGUAUAGGAUUGCGCUGUCAGGGAUUCAGUGUGUGGUAGGGAAUAAAUCACAUGCCAAAUCUGUGAGGAUUAGUGGCAUGCCCCAGUGGUGUAGCGUGGGGGGUGCAGGGGGGGCCAGCCGCACCGGGCGCAACAUCUGGGGGUGCGCGCUCGCACUCGCAGCUCUCUGCCCCUAUAUGGCUCACUGGUUAGGGGGCGCAAAUUACUUGCCUUGCCCCGGGUGCUGACAACCCACGCUACGCCACUGGCAUGCCCUGCCUAAGGCACUUUGAAAUGUUCCAAAAAUAUAUCGCCCUACUGGUCUACAUUUUGCAUACAUUUCACACAGCAUCUCAUUCCCACCAUAUCAACCUUUUCAGAAUGCAAUUGUUCAUUAUAUACUAGUGAAGUUAUCAGACUGAAUUCCCAAGCAAUGCAUAUAGAGGUGCGCUAUCUACAAACAGGGACGCGGGUGGCACUGUGGGUUAAACCACAGAGCCUAGGACUGGCCAAUCAGAAGGUCGGCAGUUCGAAUCCCUGCGACGGGGUGAGCUCCUGUUGCUCAGUCCCUGCUCCUGCCAACCUAGCAGUUUGAAAGCAUGUCAAAGUGCAAGUAGAUAAAUAGGUACCGCUCCAGCAGGAAGGUAAACGGCGUUUCCAUGCGCUGCUCUGGUUCGCCAGAAGCAGCUUAGUCAUGCUGGCCACAUGACCCGGAAGCUGUACGCCCACUCCCUCGGCCAAUAAAGCGAGAUGAGUGCUGCAACUCCAGAGUCGGCCACGACUGGACCUAAUGGUCAGGGGUCCCUCUACCUUUUAUCUACAAACAGGAUUGAGAAGUAGGGAGCAUUAAGUGCAAAUUCAAUACACACCAUCUACCUGCUGACGUCAAUGAAGUGGUAGCUGAGGGGUGCUUGCCCGGCUUUGGGAAGGAGGAAGGAGGACUCCAGGACCCUGUCACACCCCUCACACCUCCUUCCCAAAGCUGGACAAGCCUACCGGGGUCUGAGAAAGCAUCCUCUUUGGCUGCACUGCCCUAAAUCCUCCUCUGUAGUGCCUCCUGUCUGAAACUCUGGAGACCCAUUGUCAGUCAUUGCUGACAAUACUGAGCAUAGGUGCCAGCUCCCUGGGGCCCUGGGUGCCCAAGCACCCACAAAAUUCCCCAUGAAGGGGCCGGGCAUCCACAAAUUUUGGUGCCAGGGCCAUGCACUACAUGGCACCCAUGACCCUGUGCAUCCACAGUCAUGGGGCCAAGCUGGCACUCCUGAUACUGAGCUAGAUUGGCCAGUGGUCUGACUUGACUCAGUACAGUAUAUGACAACUUCCUAUGUCCUGACUGCUGCCCUGAGACCAGUACCUCAAAGACCAAGCAACGUGUAAUGGAGGUCCUACUUAAUCCCUUUCCUUUUGAGCUUCUCAUCCAUGAGCUGAGAACAAGGAUGCGUGGACUCUGAAAAUGACAGCCAAGGUUGCUCCUGAAAUCUUCAGAGUGAAAUAAAAUUUGAUGACCUCUUGGCAUUGCAAAAUGCAGCAUAAGGUAUAUUGCUUAAUAUAUCACGUUGCAAUCUGGGAGAUGAAUUUGUUGAAAAGGAAAGCAGGGCAGAAUUACUGAAACUGUGGCAAAUCAUGCAGGCUGAUGGAAAUGUCAUUAGGCAAACUGUGUGUGUGUGCGCGCGCACGCGUGUGUGUGUGUUGGCGGUCAGGAAGGUUAGGCUCCAAUUCUGUAUUUGGAAUUGCAGAACAAUGCAGAGGGGAAAAUUCAGCUUUCACAGCUCUGCUACUGACUCACCAUGUCACCUUGAAUUAAGGCAUAUGGUGGCUUCCCUCCACAUAUUUGCAUUAUUUCUAUUGUUGCUGUGAUUAUUAAUGAACUUCAGCUGUUGGCUUAAAUAUUAUUGGUAGGAAAAGGUACAUACUUGUAGCAAUUCUGUUGAUGCCCCAACCAAGGAACUGGAUCUGGCCGUGGUUUUUCAGGUUAUGUCCUGAUUGGAUUGUUGUAAGGGGCUCAUGUCUUCAGAAGUGUCUGUUGCUUCCAAACAAAGCAGCCAAACUGCAGUCUGUCUAGUAUGGGGUGUUUCAAUAAUGUCACCUCAGGGUUAUUUCAGCUAGGGAUGUUGCUCUCCUCUCCUAAUCACUCCCCCCACCCUAAAUCCUUUAUACUAAUGACAAAUGCAUUCUGCAAACGUGGAUCGAUGCACAACCAAAAUGACACCACUUGUGCAUCUCAGAGGGUUGAUUUGAUUUUAUACAUGUAUUCCGCUUUCCCAACAGCAGAUGUUGAGCUCAAAGCAGCUUACAAUAACCACAUGAGCUUUAAAACACACACAUAUUGAGGGGACUUCUGGAGGCGGCGCCAUCGGCAAUGGCGGAUUCCCUCUAGUCUCGAGGGAAUAGCUCCUCGGAAAUCGGGUCUUGCCGCUACGGCAAAGCGGGGACCCCAUCGAAAACCACAGGCGGGUGAAGCCUGUGACCGUGGGACUCGGCGGGCACCUUCAGCACGCCCCCAAUUUGCAAGGGAACCCUGCGAGGGGCUCCGGAGCGAAACGGGGGUUUGACGCGGUGCUGAGAGUCGAUUGCUACUUCCGUGGAGUGAAGCCGCGCAGCUGUUGCCGGAGAGCGCUGACCUUUUUUCCUGUGACAAUUCGGCUAUUAAACAACAAUCCGUGAGUAGGUCAAGCUUUAAGAUUGGAAGUUAAAGGACAAAGAAGGUCUAAUUUGGCACCGAAGCGGUAAGGUGUAAACAGGAAGUCCACCUUCCGUUUUGUAUAUAGAUCAAAGCAAAGACUGACUAAGCUAAGACCGGGAGAGGUGCGUUAAAAGAUUCAAGCCCAAACGUCAAAUAAAAAGAACUCCCUCCCUGAAUUGAGAGGGGAGGGAAGAAGGGAAAGUAUUUUCUGCCUGUUAAAAAAUAAAAGAGGAAGGAAAAGAAGGACAAAAAAGGGAUAUAAAACCACCACUCAAUCCUUGGGAACGGAUUGCCAAGACUAAUAGAACUGUCAUUUUGAGAGUCGCACUAUUUACGGACAAUGUAAUUCUUUGACAGCUAACUCUGCAUGUGAGAUACUCUGGACUUGAAACUGUUAUUAACUUUGCUGUAGGGGGACUCUUGAAGAGCUGGGAAGAUACUUUAUUGCAUUAUUACUGACUGUUACUGUGUCCCCCUAGAGGCUCACUGAAAUUGUUACAAUUGGUUGGGGAAUUUUCCACUUUUAACUAGCUAGGGAAUUUUCCACUGCAAAACAAGCUUGAUCGUGGGAGUGACCUUGACUCGUAGAUAAGGUGUUAUGGAGGAAAAGACAACAAGAUCGGGCAAGGUUAGACUCCAACAGACCAGCGCAGCAUUGCAACAGCGCAGAGCAUCUGCAUCUGGCCCUCCUGUACCACAAGGGGAAGACCCGGCACAAGCGGGGGUAAAAGGUAUGACAUUGGAAGAAGGAUUUACUUCAGUUUUAAGUAAAAUUUAUGAAACCUUAGAUAAAUUAAGUAAACAAGUUACUGAAGCGACAAAUAAAAUUGAUCAGAACACUAUAAGCAUUAACAAUUUGGGGCAGAAGGUAAAUUCAAAUACAGAAUCUAUUGAAAAAUUGCUGCAAGAAUCUGCAUUAAAUCAAAAGACAGCUGAGGAAGCAAAAGAAAAAGCAGUGGCUGCGGAGGAAAAGAUAACACCGAUAUGUAAACAGCUUGGAGACCACCAGUCACAGCUUGGGGCCCACCAGUCACUUUUGUCUAUGAUUGAAUUGAAGGAAAAACAGACCAAUCUGAGGAUUAGGGCAGUACCUGAACUUGAGAAAGACAACUUAAGUGAUUUUCUAACACAGGAAUUUGCAGAAUUUUGGAAACUGGAUGAUAAGCAAGAUUUUAAGAUAGUAAAUGCUUUUAGACUUGGAAGAGGAGGGAGAAAGAACAGGGUGAGAGACUGUUUGAUCACCCUUCGAUCAAAAGAGGAGAGAGAUAAAAUAUUGAGCCUGCACUACCAGAAUACUUUGAAAAUACAUGAAUCAAGAGUGGAGAUAUUUAAGGAUAUUCCGAAAUAUCUUUUGGACCUUAGGUCUAACUACGGAGAUUUGGUGGUUUGGAGGUUUAACAGUGGUUUGGAGGUUUAUCAGUGGUUAAGAAGGUGAAAUACUUGGGGAUUAAUAUGACAGCUAAAAAUGGGAACUUAUUCAAAGACAAUUAUGAAAAAUGUUGGUCGGAUGUGAAAAAGGAUUUAGAAAUAUGGUCAAAUCUGAAGCUUUCCUUGUUGGGUCGAAUUGCUGCUAUAAAGAUGAAUGUAUUGCCGAGAAUGCUGUUUUUGUUUCAAUCACUACAAAUUCUAGACAAAAUGGAUUGUUUCAAGAAGUGUCAGAGAGACAUUUCUAGAUUUGUCUGGCAGGGCAAGAAGCCCAGAAUAAAAUUUAAAAUAUUAAUUGAUGCAAAAGAAAGAGGGGGAUUUGCCCUGCCAGAUUUCAAACUUUAUUAUGAAUCAGCAGCUUUCUGCUGGUUGAAGGAUUGGCUGCUUCUUGAGAACACAGACAUUUUGGAUUUAGAAGGAUUUAAUAAUGUUUUUGGAUGGCAUGCAUACUUGUGGUACGACAAGGUCAAAGCACAUAAAGCAUUUAAAAACCAUAUUGUCAGGAAAGCAUUGUUUAAUGUCUGGACAAGAUAUAAAGACUUACUUGAAAACAAAACCCCAAGGUGGUUGUCACUGAUGGAGGCAAAGGCCCUGAAAAAGCUCAAUAUGGAGGCCAAGUGGCCGAAAUAUUGGGAAAUUUUGGAGCAGGAAGGAGACAAAUUGAAACUGCAGAGUUUUGAGAAACUAAAAGAUAAAGUGCAAGACUGGCUUCACUAUUAUCAAAUAAGAGAGGCUUAUAAUUUAGACAAAAAAAUUGGCUUCCAGGUGGAAAAAUCAAAGUUGGAAACAGAACUGUUAGAUCCUAAAACAAAGAUACUUUCAAGAAUGUAUAACUUGCUGUUAAAAUGGAACACUCAGGACGAGACGGUUAAAUCUGCUAUGAUUAAAUGGGCACAGGACGUUGGACAUAACAUCAUGUUUGCUGACUGGGAACAGUUGUGGACCACAGGUAUAAAAUUUACGGCAUGUAAUGCCCUAAAAGAGAAUAUUAUGAAAAUGAUUUAUAGGUGGUACAUGACACCAGUCAAGCUUGCAAAAAUCUAUCAUUUGCCCGAUAAUAAAUGUUGGAAAUGUAAAGAAACUGAAGGUACAUUCUUUCACCUUUGGUGGACGUGCCCAAAGAUCAAGGCGUUCUGGGAGUUGAUCUAUAAUGAAAUGAAAAAGGUAUUUAAAUUUACCUUCCUGAAGAAACCAGAGGCCUUCCUCUUGGGUAUAGUCGGCCAAUUGGUGCCAAAGAAGGAUAGAACUUUUUUAUGUAUGCUACAACAGCAGCAAGAAUACUUAUUGCAAAGUAUUGGAAGACACAAGAUUUACCCACUCUGGAAGAAUGGCAGAUGAAGGUGAUGGACUAUAUGGAAUUGGCGGAAAUGACUGGCAGAAUCCGAGACCAGGGAGAAGAGUCGGUGGAAGAAGAUUGGAAGAAGUUUAAAGACUAUUUGCAGAAAUACUGUAAAAUUAAUGAAUGUUAAAAUGAUGUUGGACUGAAAAUAAGUGGUUUUGGUAAUAAGGUUAAUAAGAAUAUGUAAAUAUUGAUAGUUAUAUGGAUGAAAAUAUAUAGUUAUAAUAGGUUAAGAUACAGAGUAAAGAUAAAUGAAAGAGGGUAAGGAUUUGCUGAAAGGAUUUUGUAAACGGGAAUACAAGAAGGGGAGGUGUGAGGAGGUCAAGGAAAUAAGUAAAUGAGCCUAAAGACAUUGAAAAAUGGACUUUUUCUUCUUUAAAAUAUUUUUUCUUUUUUUCCCUCUCUAUUUUUUUAGCUAUCUGUUUUUUGUAUUUUGUAUCAUCCUUUUUUUUCUUUUUUUCUCCUUUUUAGGUCUCUUUUUUGGUAUUUUUCUUGUUAGCUUUUGUUUUUUUUUCUCUCUGUGUGUAAUUGCUGGUUUAACUUUUUUUUAAAAUUCUUUAAAUCUAUGUUUAUCGUAAAAUUUCAAUAAAUAUUUUAUAAAACACACACACACACACACAUACACAUAUUGCAGUCACUUAUAAUACCAAACACAGUAGCAUUUGAAGCAAACAACAACAACUUCAUCAAAACAAUGAAUACAAUUCAAUAAAGUCAUAAUAACUCAUAGCAUUGCCAGGAUACUUCCUAAUCACAUGCAACCUUACUCCAUAACAACAAAAUAUUGAUUAGCUGUGAUUGGGAGUGAUUGGCAGGCUUGGGGUAAUCCUGAUAUUUGUAGAUGUACCAAAACAAUUACAGCCCAAAACAAAACAGCCCAGUAAUGUCUCAGCCAGGCUAUCCUGAGCUAAGUGGGGAAAGGGCAGGAUACAGAUUUGGUUUAUUGUUAUUUUAUUAUUAUUUAAAGAAAAUACCAUCCUUUAUUCAGCCCCACAAUCUUCCUUUUAAGAGCUAUUUAUUGUGGUGUUCCCUAUGUGCUUACCAAGGGAUACCUUCUGGAACCUGUUCACAAUAUUAAUGAUAGAAGCAUAGAGCGAGAAGGUGAAGUUUGAUGGGGACGUUUAUAGUUUUCAUUCAGCCCAGUCUUAUAUGCAAACGAGUUUAGUUCUAUAAUUAAAUGGGUUAACCAAAUAACCAGAAAGGUUGUAUCCAAAGACACAGAUUUCUAAGGGAUUCGAACAAUGCUGAUAAAGAUCAAGUGGCUAGUUGUAAGCAACAGCCUCCAAAUUGCCUCCGGAUGAAUACAUCCCAGUGGCUGACCCAAGCAUACUUUCACAUAGUUACUGUCUCAUUCACAGACGCAUGGAACUGGAAGACAUUGGGGUGGGUUCCACUUGGCUGGAAGGGCAUGAAAAGAUUUUCAUUGCUGCUGGGAUUACAUCAUUGCUUUAUUCUGGUGAUUCCUGGCUGUUGGGAUAACUGCAGAAAAGGAUGUUUUGCUCAAACCAGAACUCUAAAUCCAUGGAUGAAAAUAUACUGUGAGGCUCGGUGACCACUACAAGAUUCCCUUCCAUGUUGUGUACGAGGCAUGAGUGAGGAAUACUGUCCAAGUGUGCGUGAAGACAGACACUCAAAAGUGUGGUGGAGGUGCCUCAAACACACAUUUGCCACACAUGGAAGCAUUUGUUUUCCAGGUAGCCUUGCCCUAUGCUUGUUCUAGAGCAGGCAUAGGCAAACUCGGCCCUCCAGAUGUUUUGGGACUACAACUCCCAUGAUCCCUAGCUAACAAGACCAGUGUUCAGGGAUGAUGGGAAUUGUAGUCUCAAAACAUCUGGAGGGCCGAGUUUGCCUAUGCCUGCUCUAGAGAGACAGACUAUCCUGAAAUUUCCUGUGAUUGGAAAUUCCUACCUGGGUGUACAGUAUUUAUCCUUUGCUGCAGUCACAGAGUAAUCAGAUCAACUUUCUCGAGAAUCAAGUCUAUGUUUUAAAAGAUCAUAUUAAUAUCUUGAAAAUAUCAGGUGGAUGUAGACCAGAGCGCCCGGUUCCAUCAGACUGGGUGCCGAACCAAGGGGGCGCCACAGAGCAUCACAACUAUGACAUAGUGAAUUAAGUAGAAUGGGAGGCAAGAGGCAGGGGUGCCAAAUUUGGGCCUUGCACAGCGCACCACUGAAAUUUGAAAGACCAAAGUCUGUCCCUAAAAACAUGAAAGCAAUUUUAUUUGCGAUAGACAGGUCACUCUCUGUUUUUAAUCCAAGUCACUUUUCCAUGUGCUCACCCAUUCUGUACAUUCUAUACCAUUUCUGCAUUUCUCUGUGAAUAUUUAUAAGAAAAAAACUUGCAUUAGAAUUCAAAUGCAUGGUUUUAAACACACUUUCUCUCAAAAUACACAUUUGGAAUUGUUUUAUGAUGAAAAUUUUGAGCCGAGAUCAGUGCUACAACAUUUGGAGAAGUGUAAAAUCCCACAGAUAGCUACAUUCCAAUCUGAUAGGCUUGGUUCAGGUCAAUUCACACUGGACUUCACAAAGAUCAGAUUCUUUAUAGCCUCUUGUGGGCCAUAUUUCAGAGGUAUAGGUGGCAAAUGUCAAUAUCUGUGGUCAUACUGAAGACAAAGAAUUAUUAUCUAGCUAUGGGAUAUAUUAUGGAUGAGAUGUGGGUGGAUGAGAUUAACCUAUGUAUUAUUUAGCAAUGAAUAAUGGAGGGGAAAGAGACCAGAAAAAGAAAAGUAGGCUUUAUUUAUGCAGGGAAGUAAUGGAACAUGGGUAAAGAACAGUCGGGAUUUAGAAAGGAUUAAUAGGGGAAUGUUCAGCAGAAGAAGAAAGUGGUUUUAAAUAGGUAAUCCAAUUUUUCCGUAGCAAAUUGAGUAUAGAAGCUAUUUCUAAAUGGCAAAUAAUUCAAAGUUGAGGAAUGUUGCCCAUAAGUAAUUGAGGAAGAAAGGAAUGAAAUUAUUCUCUUGGUUAUUAAUAACCCAGAAUACUUAACUUAAAAAUUCAGAUACUCUGUCUUCAUUUAUUCUAGACUGUCUUUGAGUUCUAGAAAUACCCACAGAAGAUAAAUAUAACAUAGAGUAUUAAAUAUAGUUCAUAUUUUGUAAGAAAAAGGAAUCAAUGAAUACCUGUAGAAAAAAAGGCAAGGAUGGUAUUAAAUCUUAUCACACACUCAUGGAGUUGUACAGUUUUGAAACCCUCACAUUUUCUGCCUUGGCACUCCUCCAUCAAUCAGGAAGAGGGCUUUAUGGACUGACCAAAACAACUCUUUUGGCCCAGUCCCUAACCCUUUGUGAGCACAAAAUGUUCAUGACAUGGGGCCUGAUAGAUACAGCUUGGUUCCACAUGUCUUACUGUGUUCCCUGGGAAGAGGGUUGGGAAUUGUUGAGGACAAUAGGGGUCUCCUAACAACUCCCAGGACCCUUAACAAACUACAGCUCCCAGAAUUCUUUGGGAGAAGUUAUGACUGUUUAAAGUGUUAUCAUAGCACUUUAAAUGUAUAAUGUGAAUGUGGCCUGUGUAGGAUCCACUGCCAAUCAGAGAGGACCCUGGAGGUCUAGAUGGAUAAACGGUCUAAUAGCCUAGGAAAAGGCAUCUUCCUUAUGUUCCUAUGCCAUGUAGUGAAAAUAUAAAAAUUGACAUUGGCCAGAAUGUUCUUCAUUCACAUUAAUAAUGCCUUCAUUUGUACUUAAUGGUGGUUCUGUACGAAGCUGCUGCCUGAACUUCACCUAAUUGGGUUUACUUUUGUUGCCUUUCAUUCUCCUGCAACACUGAAAACUUGUCUUUUAAUCUGUAUUACACAGGAAAUUUCCUACCAGUGCUGAAUAUUUAGAAAUAAUGAAGGACUCUGGUUAGGAAGGUCUUGUAUAGUUAAACGUUCCGCAAACUUUAACUGACUGCACCAGCGACACAGACAUAGCAUCACUUUUAUUGGUUCCUGGGAGUUAUAUGCUAGAAAGCAUUAAAAUAAGUCCCAUUAUUUUAAUGUGGCAGUUAAGCAUGCCCUCAAUAUUUUCCCUUUGGAAUUAAUGGGACCUAAAUGUGCUUGGUAGUGGUUGGAUAGGACCAUCCUUUUGGACAGGAUCAUUUCCAUUCUUUUCUGAAAAAUGAUGAUACAAUGUGUAACUCUUUUGUGGCAUGGGAUAAGAUGUCAGCCAUCCAGGUCACUCUUUCAUUGUUGAGAACCCAACACUUAGAGUUUGGUGGUGCUUCUAAAGGGAUUUGAGUGUGACUUCUCCCAUUUGGAUCAGACCCCAGCAGAAUAUGGUCAUUACAAGUGGAGAUAUGUACUGAAUGUUCCACUAUUCCAUUCUCUCUCUGAAACCUCUUUCCAGCUAGAGCCACAUAGGCAGCUGCAAAGGUUAAAUUGGCCUUGAAGGCGGGAGACACUCUUAAAAGGCAUUUUAAAAAUAUAUCUUAUAAAGGAUCCUGUCCUUGGCUAAAACUCUAUUGAAUGCACAGUGGAAUCUGAAGAGGGGAAAAAUCAAUCAGGUUCAUGUACCCAACAGGCAACCAUUCACACAAUGAAAGAAAACUUUCCUAUAAAACACACAAGGUAGCAGCACUCAUUUCAAAACCAGCUUCAGAGCUUUUCUUGCACAAAGCAGGAAUGAGGCAGAAAAAGGAUCAAGCUGUAGAGAAACUGCAGGAAACACUCUAGAGAAGGAAGGGGCUUACAAUAGGUUACAAGACAGCAUGUGUUUCCCCCAUUUUACUGGGUGAAAAGGUCCUCAAUGCGUUUGCUUUUUCAUCAGGCAGAAUGACAAGGCAGCCAAUAUGAACCUGAAAACUCUGAUGGGAGCAAAGUCAUAAAGCAUACAGGGCUAGUCCAGGAACUUCUGGCAUGUGAUGGCCUUUACGGCUGUUGCUAAUAAACAUAUGAAAUGGCUGGCAUUUGCUGCCCUUUGAUGGUGACCCACCAACUGGGGCAGGUACCUUGUUCCUCUUCACUGGAGCAGUGGCCCUAUGUAGCAUUGUUACAAGUAGGCUUUUUACAUCAAUAUAACAUGGCAACUAAGCCAUAGUUUUUCCAAGGUUUGUCCUAUGGUUGCAGUCAUGGCUAAGGAGAGUCCUUGACCAUGGUUCUGGGUUUGGACAACACACUAAGCCAAAACCAUGGCUUAGCUGCCACACCUCAGUGACUUAAAGAGCCUGGGAUGGAGCAAAAUUUCUGUGAUUUCCUUGGGAGCCAGUGGUAUCACGCUAACCCAUGGUUUUGCUUAGUGUGUCGUGCGAACCUGGUCACAGAUGAGUACAGAAAACCUAAGGGCCUACUGCUGCAAGUACUUGUAUACUCAUGCUUUAAGUCAAGUAACUAAUCGGAUUGCUUAGGUGGUAGUAUUUAAGAUGAAAGAUACGUCAGGAAUUUGGUAGAUUGGAAUGAAGUGUGUGCUUUUUUAUAUAAAAAAGAAUUAUGUACAGCAGUCUCAAUAUUUUGAUUUUUUUUUGUCUCUGUAUCUCUUCCUUCUUAAUAUUUUUAUUACAUUCUAAGUAAAUAAUCAACUUAACACAGCCCUGUUUUUGUAAUAAAGUGGAUUUUUUUGAAAUAUCUGAACUGUCAGUGGUGAUGUGUAGGACUCCAGGUGCUCCUGCUCAUGGUUUUGUGGAAGGAGAUGACUUUAAAUACGGGUCCCAGGUUUACUUCAAAUGCAACGCAGGUUACACAUUGAAAGGCAGCCGUGUUGCCGACUGUCAGCUAGAUGGGAGCUGGUCAAAACAUCAUUCUGAAUGUGGUAAGGAUGCUUUACAUUUUUUAUUAAGUUUCAACCAUUGUUCCAUUAUUAUUUUCCUUUAAGACUAAUUAACAGCAAAGCCAACACGCUAUUUUGAGGUUGACGAAUUAAUAGUGUGACAUUCAUUCACAUGGACCCUCUUAAUAAGAGGCUACCUGUAGAGAAGCCUCAAUGUGCUUGUAGUGACUUCCAGUUAUUACAGCGAGUACGAGUGCCUGCUCCUGGCAGGCUUUUGCCUGUGCUCCUAAAACGUCUUGCUUCACUUGGCAUCGGCUGCUCUUCCUUAAAGGAAGGACUUGCCCUUGGUAGAGAUACAAGGAAACCAUUUUCAAUUUUUUGUAUGUUGUGGCUGAUGCUUUUCUCCUUCCCCACUGAGGGUAAAAUUGGCCUUUGCCUGAAAGAAAAAUGAAAACAUUCCAUCCAACUAUUUCUUUGCUCUUUUUGGCAAGGGAUUCUGGGUAAGGGUAAGGGUAUUGUGAGGUCUCUUCUUCAAGCUUGGGACAAGGCUUAAACAGGACUGGGUCACUGCUGCCACGGACAGCUGUACUCUGGAUGCCAAAGAGACUUUUGUGCUUGUGGCACUUCUUUAAAAGCCUAACAAAUAUACCAGUCCAAAUGUACAGGUGCACAGCCCUUAUUUGCUAACUUGGAAUUUUGAAGUCAGAACUAGCAUGCAUUCCUUGGAAAUGGCUGGAAAACAGCUGAAGUGCCAUUUUGAAUAGUUGGAUACAAAUCCGAGCCGCACAUCUGGCAGGCCAUUUUCGAGAUUCUUACAAUAUUCCAUUUAAGUUUCAUGAUGGAAAACUCAUACACUGGCCAUAUUGUGUGUAGGUGAAUCCCUGUUUCUCCAUGCUCAGCAGGAUAUGCCAUUAUCCUGCCUCCUCUCCAUCAGCCACCACCUUCCUCAAACUCUAGUAAGUCUCCCAUUGCUUUUAAAGCACUUUCCUCCAAGGCCACCAGCAGUUAUGUGGCACAUCCCAAGUUGCCUGUGUGCAAUAAAAAGAGCAAUUUACUUCUUUCCUUUCCAAAUCUCUCUUUAUGAUAAGCUGCAGCCAGUGUAUGCGGCACUGCCUUUGACAUUUCAGGAGUCGCUGAAGCUCUGGGGCUCUGGGCUUGAGUGCCAACCCGGAGAAAUGAGAGCCCCACUGAGAUAGUAAUUGGGGAGCAGAGACAGGUGAUAAUGAACACGCCACAUGCUAAGGCCAGAAAGAGCUCCAGUAUAUUCAUGUGCAUAAAAAACAGGUUUCUUGAUCAGAUGGUGAGCACUCCUCUAAAAAUGGAUGGAUUACUACCCAGUGUCAAUUUUGCAUGAGUGCAUUCACAAGUCUGAUCUGGUUCCACAUUAAUCUGCUAUUAUUAUGGCCAGUCAAGCAGUAAUAAAUCAAACGGCAAUGUUGUUGCAAACUGUGCAGUUUUGUGGAUGAACUGUGGAAAGAGAACUUCUAUCCUUAGUUUUUGCAGUUUGAUUUUUGGUUUACCACUUGCUGGAUGCAACUAUGGAAUGCAAUGGUCCAAUGGAACAACCUUUGCCAACCUGGUGUCCUUUGAAAUGUUUGAACUACAACUCCCAUCAGCCCCAACACAGCUGUGCUGGCUGGGGCUGAUGGGAGUUGGAAGUCUGAAACAUCUGGAGAGCACACCUAGUUUGGCUAAAGCUUGAAGUGACUUCAUUGCAAUGCUCAAUGGAAUUAGAUUUCAUCAGAUCAAACUGUUUAUACCUGUAGUGUUAUUUUGCAGUUGCAAUUACUACUUCUUUAAUGUUCAUAAAAGGAAAGUUAAUAAUAUGCACGGCAGUGUACAAUAAGUGUAUAAACUGUGGAAUGAUCUGAUGGUCAGGAUUAAUACUUUCUGCAUGGAAAAUAAAAUGUAUCCCCUCGCUGUUAGUCACAGAAGAUAGAAACUGCUCUGAUCCUGGUGCUCCACUCAAUGGGUACAAGAAAAUGAUGGACGGUACUGCAUUGAUGAACGGCCGGUAUGCAAAAAUUGGAGCAGUCAUUACAUUCUUUUGCAAUAACUCCUAUGUUCUCAGUGGCAAUGAGCAAAGGACCUGCCAAGAUAAUGGAGAAUGGUCAGGAAAACAGCCAAUUUGCAUUAAAGGUAAUUUACAAUCCCUUUUAUGACAACUAACAAUUUGUUGUUUUUUACAUUGGCUUAGUUUUAUAGCAGAGACAUAAUGAGAUACAAGCUGCUUCAUGGCAAAUAUCAAUACAAGGAUGGAUUGGCACCCAUUGCAGAGGCAGACAGUUUUUGCCAAUCAUCCUCCACUGCUCUCAGUGAAGUUAGAAUCUACUCCAGCAGAUGUGUAUUUCUAGGUUUUUAAAGUGCACAUAUGCACAAGAAAUGACAAAAACUCAUUUUCUGCAAAAUGUUUGCACCAGAACCUAAAGAUGGGGCACUUUUGGUUUGUACUUGAUGGCUUUCAGUGGUAAGUCAUGGGGGGCUACAGGUAAGGAGGUUCCAUGGCUCAGUUAUCUUCUUAUUCUCCGGUGACCCUACCAACAUUUGCUUCCACUGACUGGUAGGGUUAUAGUGUCUUCCAGAUCAACCUUUACCAUUGUCUAGGCAACUGUUGGCAUUUACUGUAUUUGUCUGCCUUCUGGCAUUGACUCUUGUGCCAAAGUUUCACUUGCCUUCCAGACUUCCCUCCAGGUUCAUGCCUCUUGCUUUCCACUCUGCCAUCUCUUUAUCAGUGUGAUCUUCAUUAUAUAUACUUGGAAGGAAGUCAUAUUUAAAUCCCAUUUAUUUCAAUGGGAACUGAAUGUAACUAGGCUGCAAUCCUAUAUGCACUUACCAGGGAGUAAGGUCCAUAGAGCUCAGUGGGAUUUACUUCUCAGGAAGCAUUCAGUAGGGACGCGGCUGGCGCUGUGGGUAAAACAUCAGCGCCUAGGACUUGCCGAUCGUAUGGUCGGCGGUUCGAAUCCCUGCGGCGGGGUUUGCUCCCGUCGUUCGGUCCCAGCUCCUGCCCACCUAGCAGUUCGAAAGCACCCUUAAGUGCAAGUAGAUAAAUAGGUACCACUCUGGCGGGAAGGUAAACGGCGUUUCCGUGUGCUGCUCUGGUGCCGGUUCGCCGGAGCAGCUUCGUCACGCUGGCCACGUGACCCGGAAGUGUCUGCGGACAGCGCUGGCUCCCGGCCUCUAGAGUGAGAUGAGCGCACAACCCUAGAGUCUGUCAAGACUGGCCCGUACAGGCAGGGGUACCUUUAUCUUUACCUUAAGCAUUCAGUGGAUUUCACAAUUAGUCUGGAUCCAAAUGUGUCACUUGGAAUACUACUCGCCCCAAAGUGGAAAGAAGCAAAGGAAAAAUGGAUACAAAAACUUAUGGAAUAUGCAGAAAUGGCAAAACUUACCCGAAGAAUAAGAAAUCAAGAUAACAAACCUUUUAUAAAAUAAUGGAAAUGGUUGAUUGAAUAUUUACAGAUAAGAACACUGGUAGGAUGAUUGCAAUAACCUGCAGUUUCAUAAGAGUAUAUGUAUAUAUUCAAAGUAGAUAACUAAAUGAGUAAAUUAAAUGAAUCUGGAUAUGCAGAAGAUAAUAAAAAAAUAAAUUUAAAGAACCGCAGAAAGAGGGGGAAGGAAGUCAAACUUUGAAAUGUUAAAUUGAUUGUGAAACUAAUGAAAUGUAUAAACUUGAAAAGUAUAAAUAAAAACCAAAGGUGUCAUUUCUAACAUAUAGUUAUCCAAAUAAAGGGAGGUACCUCUGACCUGCCCAAUUGCUAUUGGACUACAGCUCCCAUCAUCCUUGACAAUUAGCCAUGCUGACUGUGGCUGAUGGAAGUUGUAGUCGAGUAACAUCUGGAAGGCCACCAGUUCUCCAUCCCUGAUCUAGAACUCAAGCUAGUUUACAGUAUUUUAACAUGUACAUACAUUUAAAAUGCAUGGCUAAACUUCUCUCUGAAAAUACCGUAUUUUUCCAUGUAUAAGACUAUGCUUUUUCCCAAUUUUUAAAAGUUUGAAAUUGGGGGUCGUCUUAUACACAGAAUGUUUAAAAUAUUUAUUUCUUAAUUUUGGGCUCAAAAAUAGAGCUCGUCUUAUACAUGGAAAAAUAUGGUAGCUGCUUUGAAAAGAAAAUUCAGGUGCCGCUAUUUUGUAUACUGAUUGCCUCUCAUCUUGAGACAUUGCUAUUCGGAAAAGGAAAGGAUGGACAGGUAUAUGAAACAUAACUUUCAAGUUCUGAGCAUGGAAAAGCAUUGUGGAACAUUGUAUUUUUUUCCCCCUAGCUUGCAGAGAGCCAAAGAUCUCUGACUUGGUGAGACAGAAAGUACUCCCUAUGCAGGUUCAGUCAAGGUGAGAUUGCAAUGUCUUAACUACAGUGUUAAUGAGCAAUGUUGAUACCUUUUUCCUAUGUGUCCUAGCUUGUUUGGGCAUCCUACCAAAUGCUUUGCACGAACAACACUGAUGUUCCAGAAAUAAUGGUUGCUAGUUGGAUGGGGGUACCCUGGGUAUAGACAUCCAAACUGAUGAAGUUACCCACAAGACAAUACAUACUAUAGGCAGAGAUGGUCACAGAUGUUGUAUUAGUAAGCACUGUAACUAAUAAUGCAACAGGUGAGACAUCUCAGGACUUUCCUAUGGAUUGCUGAUAGAUCUGUUGCAGCUUUGAUAGUGAAACCUAAGAGAUGAAAUGGUGGGGAGGAUCUUCCGAGAUCCUACUUUUAAUGAUAAAUUGACUGAUUUAUUUUAAAGGUAAGCUCUGGACCAGGCUUCCUCAACCUUGGCCCUCCAGAUAUUUUUGUCCUACAACUCCCAUGAUUCCUAGCUAGCAGGACCAGUGGCCAGGGAUGCUGGGAAUUGUAGUCUCAAAACAUCUGGAGGGCCGAGGUUGAGGAAGCCUGCUCAGGACCAUCUCACAGCUGUAAGCUUAUAAAGGAUCCUCACACACAACUCCCAGCACUUGAAUGUCUGUCCCUACCCCGCCAGUGGGGCAUGACCAUACAUUUUGAGCAGCCAUUUUGGAAUCCAUGGCACUUUCUCAAAAUUCCAAAUGUGCCCACUCACCCAAAAAAGUUGGUGAUCCCUUCUGGACACAUUCCAAAGAAUUUUAGAUCCACUUGCCACAAUCUAGCCCAGUUAAUUAAACCCACUGCACAUCCAGCUCUGAGCUGGAUUCUGAGCAAUGAAAUCUAUUGGCUACAAGAACGCAAUUAAAUCACUUCGGUAGGGUUUAAGCACAUACACAGUUUAUCUGAAUUGUACCAAUUAAACCAGGCAUGGCCAGACUUGGCCCUCCAGCUGUUUUGGGACUACAACUCCUAUCAUCCCUAGCUAACACGACCAGUGGUCAGGGAUGAUGGUAGUCCCAAAACAGCUGGAUGGCCACGUUUGGCUAUGCCUGCAUUAAACAUUUGCUUAUAUGUGCCAUAAAACACUGUGAUGACAGGUUUUGGGUGAUAUUCCUAUGUUCUUUAUGCAUCGAAACAGGGAAACCCCUUUGCAUCGGCUCUAUUCGUCAACAUUUAACAAGCAGAAGCUGGACGUAUACCCAACCAAAAAACCAUUACUACCAUUUGGAGAACUACCUCCAGGGUUCCAGCAUCUUCACACACAGCUUCAGUAUGAUUGCAUUUCUCCUUUCUAUCGUCGUUUGGGAAGCAGCCGGAGAACCUGUCUGAAAACAGGGAAGUGGAGCGGGAGAGCUCCUUCAUGCAUCCCAAGUAAGAAGCCUCUGAAACAUAUAAUACCUUAGAGAAAAACCAAGACAACAGCAGCAAUAAUAAUUUUAUCUCCCUUUUAUGACAGUCUGUGGAAAGGCAGAAAACACCACUGUUCCAAAAACAUCCUCAACCAGAUGGCCGUGGCAAGCAGCCAUCUAUAGGAGGCCCAAUGGGGUGAAGGUUCCCAGUCACAGAAAAGGGGCCUGGAUAUUGAUUUGCAGCGGGGCCCUUCUAAACGAGCGCACAGUCGUGGUGGCAGCCCACUGCGUCACCAAUCUGGGGAAGGUCACGGUUCUCAAAGCAGCAGACAUCAAAGUCGUUCUCGGCAAGUUCUACAGAGAUGAUGAUAGAGACGAAAAGACCAUACAGAACUUGCGGGUGAGUAAGGCUUUGAGGCGCCAUGACACUGUGCAUGUGCAAACAGGUGCAAAGGCCUACAGAAAGGGACUGCUACACAUUCAGGGCUCCGUGUUGAAACAGAGAGACCAUCUGGAGACUGCAAAUGUAAGUACGGUCGUACCUUGGUUCUCGAACGCCUUGGUGUUUUGGCUCCCGAACGCUCAAAACCCAGAAGUGUUCCGGUUUCCAAAUGUUUUUUGGAAGCCAUACGUCCAGCGUGGCUUCCACUUGAGUGCAGGAAGCUCCUGCAGCCAAUGGGAAGCUGCGCCUUGGUUUUCGAACAGUUUCGAACAGUUUCGGGAGUUGAGCGGACUUCCGGAAUGGGUUACGUUUGAGAACCAAGGUAUGACUGUGCUUACAUGGUGGUAGAUCCCACUAAAAUCACAAAAAAUAAAAUAAAAAAUGUUUUAAGUACAUGACUAUGAUUAGCACAUCACUUGUAUUUUUAAAAUAAUAAUGUCUAAAUCAAAUUUACCAACAAAAGCUGUAUGAUUGUGUUACAUUGUGUGUGUGUAAUAAUAUAAUAUAACAUAACAUAAUAUAAUAUAAUAUAAUAUAAUAUAAUAUAAUAUAAUAUAAUGGGAUAUAUUUCUAUUCUACUCUAUAAUCUUUCACAAUGUGAUUAUAUUUCAGUUUCCUCAUUAAAUGUUUGGCAUCUUAGAUGAGAUUGCUUUUUUAAAAAAGUGCCAGCUAAUACCAGUGCUAAUUAGAAAAUAUAUUUAGUAAGGCAGGCAUCCAGUAUACCCUUGGCUGUGUGCAUCAUUUCAUUUGCUGACUGAAUUUUGGAGGAAAAAACAGUGAAAAUAUGAAAGCUUAAAGUUGAACUUGUAAAUUUGUUGUCCCUGGUCAGCUCUGCUGGAAGGUUUAUUCAGCUGUCAUUUGGAUCAAGUAGGUUUACCAACUUGAAGUAUUAUAAGAUAACAUCUCAGGCAAUUUCCUAGCCAGCUAUUUGUUACCAUGAAACCCAUUUGUAGGCAGAGGGCCUAUACAUUGCUAUGAUCACUCUGCUUGUUAGGAUUGCCUGGUAUUGCAAAAUCAUCACCUUCAUUUGCCAACGUUUUAAAGAAAUUUUCUAGUUGGCAUCAAGAACUUUUUUUAAAAGUCUGAAGGCUCUACGCGUUCUCUUCUAGUGACCCAGACCAGACAUUCAGGAGUACUGCACUACAGAGUAUUCCCUCUCCUUCCCCCUGGCCCUGGUCAUUCCAGAUGCAGAAUUUUUGCACUUCCAAUACUAUGAUACCUCCUACCCCUGCCAGUCUCUGAGAAGCACCCCACAGUAUGUUUGCAAAGCAUUCUGCCAUUCAGCUGUGAAAUGUAUGCAGAUCUGUCCAGUGUAAAUGACCUUGCUACAAAAUACUGAAUUCUAGCUACAGAAAUUAGAGUUUACAUGAAAACAUGUGGACCUUCCCCAAAUUAAUUUCCAUUGGUGAAUGAAGUAUUGUUAGAACAAUAGCCAUUUGAUUUCCUAUUCAAUAGUGUAAUCUACCAAAAGAUCUUUCUAAAUAAUGACAAUGAGUCACCAGCAGCAAUGGGACCACCUUACAAUGAUUGAGACACCUCAGAAUUUCCCAGUUGUAUAUAUUAUGUUCCAACACAUUUUUGGGAACUGACUGUUUUAACUGGCUUGGUGCUGCAAUGUUUUUAUCGUAAUCAUCUGUAUGUUGUAACAGAUCACACACAAUGUUCUAUUAAUAUUUAUAUUUUUUAAUGAUAGCUUUUCCCCUGGUUUUUUUUUUUAGCUCUUUCUAUUUUAGCCUCCUUGAGUCCCUUUCAGGGGAAAAGUAUAAUAAUAAUAAUAAUAAUAAUAAUAAUAAUAAUAAUAAAUUUCAAGUAAAUGGUGAACUGAAAAUGAAGCCGUUAUAAUUUGUUGACUAUAUCUGGGCUCUUUCCUAGAUUUCAGCAAUCAUAGUUCACCCUAACUAUGACCCUAUCUUGCUCGACUCUGACAUUGCUCUCAUUAAACUCCUGGACAAAGGGAAAAUCAGCAGCCGUGUCCAACCCAUAUGCCUGGCAUCUAUACGCGAUAUCGAUCCACCCGCGGAUGACUUGCAGAUAAUGAUCACUGGCUGGAAGAUCCUGACAGAUGUUGCCGAUCCUAGCUACAAGAACGACACCCUCCGCAUGGGGACUGUUCAGAUGGUAGACUCCCUGUUGUGUGAGCAGCAGUAUGAGGAAAACGGCAUCCAGGUCAGCGUCACCGAGAGCAUGUUUUGCGCCAAGCAGCACCCCACCGCCUUUUCCAACAUCUGCCCUGCUGAGACUGGAGGCAUUGCAGCUAUAGCUUUGCCAGGAAAAUCAUCUCCGGAGUUAACCUGGCAUCUCAUGGGGUUAGUGAGCUGGGGUUACGAUAAAACAUGCAGCCUAGAACUCUAUGCUGGCUACACCCGAGCCAUCCCUUUCAAAGACUGGAUUGAGAAGAACAUGAAAUGAAACACUCCCCCCACCCUCCCCUCCAUUUUUUGUUUUUUUUAAUGUUAAAUAUAUUCAUUUCUCUCACAGUCUCUGAUACUUUAGAUUUGUCACCCCAUUGAUGGAACACCUGUGGAAUAAAGGUGAAGCAGGGGUCUCAGCAAUUUGAUACAGACUAGCUAUCAAGAGGGAUGCGGGUGGCGCUGUGGGUUAAACCACAGAGCCUAGGAAUUGCCGAUCAGAAGGUCGGUGGUUCGAAUCCCCAUGACGGGGUGAGCUCCUGUUGCUCGGUCCCUGCUUCUGCCAACCUAGCAGUUCGAAAGCACAUCAAAGUGCAAGUAGAUAAAUAGGUGCCGCUCCAGCAGGAAGGUAAAUGGCGUUUCCGUGCGCUGCUCUGGUUCGCCAGAAGCAGCUUAGUCAUGCUGGCCACAUGACACGGAAGCUGUACGCCAGCUCCCUCAGCCAAUAAAGCGAGAUGAGCGCCGCAACCCCAGAGCCGGCCAUGACUGGACCUAAUGGUCAGGGGUCCCUUUACCUUUAUCUAUCAAGCCAGACCACUUCAUCUGUGCCAGAGGCUCUAAACACAGCAGAUGGGUUGGCAUGUCUCAGCUGCCCCCUUUUCUCCUGGUGGGAGUAGGGCGUGCAUGGAUGGUGGGUUGUUGUACCAAAAAACACAAUGACCAGAAGUAGCGGUCUUCAAUCUAUAUUUAACGAUCACCUGAAUGAAACAAUUAGAAUUAUUUUCAUCUGAGUCUGAGACAGAGAUGAGGCUGGAAAGAGAUAAUUGGGAGGUUGGAUGAAUUUGUUAUGGUCACUUAGAAGCUAUCUAUAUUGCCGUAUUUUAUGUUGUAUUAUUUGCCCUCCUGAGUACAUUACACAUUCAAAUAAACAAAGGUUUCUUUUAAACCUGAAAACCAACACUUUACCAUUUAUUCCUCCGAGUCUGAUCGAUCAAAAAUAGUUUUUCUCUCUUUGGACAGGUAGAACCAGAAAAAUGUAGACCACUGAAUCCUAUCAUUUUUCAAAAGUUCUGUCUUGAUGGAUCCCCUUCCUCAUUGACUUGUUUAAUGUGUCUGCAGAUAGAAGAGGGUUCUGGCAUAAGUUCCAGGACCCCAUGUCAGUUCAUGAGGAGGAUUGGCCGUUGUCCCACAAACACUGAGACUGAUCCCUUGAGCACACUUUGAGGUUGCACAUUGCAGGGAGUAGGGGUAGGCAAAGUAUCUUUCAGGCAGGUUUCCCUGCUGGUGCUAAUGUUCUCAGCAGUGAACCCCUGAGAACCUCCAAGCAAGAAUGCAUUUUGAAAACCUUUGAUCUAAUCCACUGAAUUAUGGUCCUCCAUAAUCAGCAUUCUAAGAGCUUGGUCAAUAUCACUGAAAGAAUAAUAUGAGCCAACAAAUACCGGGGUUCUUCUAAAAUAGACUCUUUUUCAGGUAUUUAGUGCCUUACUAGCUCCUGAGGACUAACCCUUGCCUGUGCUUGUACUUGGGCAUCUUAUUUUCAUUGUUGGGUUGACAUUUCCUCUUUCAGUCAUAGAAACUGCUCAUGAACAUCAUUUUGCACUGGUUCUCAGGAGACCCAAGCAGGUUACCCAAUACUAUAAGACUGCGCAAUCCUGGUCAAUAGAAAAGAAAACACAUGUUUGGAAAUCCUAUUUUUAAAGUGUUUCUUAUCUGAACAUGGUCUGAAACUUACACUUGUGAAAGGAAAUUAGUAGUGGGAUUAUCUGAAGAUAUUAGUUUCAGGGUAGCAUAUAAGUCUUUUUAAAGAAUUCAAACACACAAAUAGAUAGAUAAACAAAUAGCAUUCUCUUCAAUUUCCAUAGACAGAAGCAUUUUCAGAAUCAUGACCAUUUUUAGCUUUUAAUUACUUAAUUUCCCCUCAUCAAUUACAUGUUGCUCAUAUUUCAAUUUACUGCACUUUCAAACAGAAAAUUACUCCUGAAAAAUGUUCUUAUUGACAAUUUAAAAAGAACAUAUAUGCUAGGAAUUAACUGCUAGUGAACAUCAGAAGUUCUCUUUUCUAGUUAGAUAUUACAUUUACAUGAUUUUUUAGACGUUUGAAAUUCAUCAGAAUGUGUUUGUGGGUCCUUAGUGGCACAGAAGUGAAGAGCAGCUUGAGAAAGGAAUUUAAUUGUUUGCUAUGGCAUGCCUUUGCUUAUCCAGGAGUCUCCUCCAUUUAUAAAAUAAAGGGGGGGAUAUGUCUUUGUCUCCUUCACAUACUUUUCACCAUAGUGAUUGUAUUGCCUUCAAGCAAGUGACUCCCCAAGAGGAAAAAUUGAGAGACAGAUGACCUUUGCUGUAUAAAUUCAAUAAAUAAUAAUAAUAACGUG